CGCCCCUCCUUCCGUCCCUGGGUGACUGGUCUGUGCAGUCUGGCAGCAGAUCGGCGGAGAGAACGCGGCUGUGGCUGAUCCUAGACCCCCCAAGGCGGAUCACCAGGACCCCCCCAAUAACUCCACAGCACCCUCAGCCAACCCAUCACCCCAAAAAGGACCCCUGCCCCCCACCUUUACUCCAUUUAAACCCCCUCCCCCCUCUCCUAGACCACCCUCUACCCAUUGCUAUUUAUUGAUUGGAUUUGGGGGGGUCCCUGCAGAAAAUAAGAGGGGGGAGGGUGCAGCAGGCGUGGAUUUUACAUUCAUGAUUAUGGGCGACAAGAGGAGCCCGACCAGGUACAGUCCAGAAAGGGAAGGGGGGGGGGGUGGUGGUUUUGGGGAGGGGCAAGCAAGUGGGGGGGGCUGGGGGUUAGUGUUAUUUAUAUACCCCCAUUAUAUGUAGACAGAUGGAGAAAUAAUCCCCCCCCAAUUAUCUCUGUGCCCUUGUAGUUGGAGACUACAGUACCACCCUGAUCCCCGUUCCCCAUUAUGUGAGAAGCACCCCUCAUGGUGUAUUUGUUGCCCCCCUCUCCUAUAGAGAUGUAUAUGUCUCCUUAUGUCUGUGCCAGAAAGUCCAGGGGCUGUGCUAUGGCGGCUGAUCCUCUCUGACACACACACACACUCCCUCCAUAGAGCCUCAGACAAAGAGAAUAUUUACCAGAAGAGAGAGAGAGAGAGGAGAGAGAGAGGAAAAAAGGAGGGCAGGGUAGAGAGAGAAACGCCUCCACUGCCCUAAAAAAAAAAAAAAUCUAAAUAAAUAGUACUGUAUCUCUACCAGCUCUUCUGUAUGUGCUGUGGUAUGUGGGUUAUUGAUGGGUAAAUGUCAAGGCUCCAUGGUAGGAAGAGGGGACAAGAAUUGUGUGCAUGCAUCUCAUGGCAUGGCUUCUUUGUCUUUUGCAUGUUAUUUUUUUUUCUUCACAGUGAGGUAUCCUGUUUUGCUGUCUGCUAGCUUGUCACCCUUCUCUCCCCCCAUCCUUUGGUGAGAGAGGGCCUCCAUCAGUGAAGGGUGCAGGAAGGGGUUAAUGGUAAUGGGGAGGGGUGCAGUAUGUGGUGGUGUCGGUAGGGGAGGGAGAGAGUGGCAUGGUUAUAUGUCAAGCUAAGGAUAAAUGAAUUUCUUCUGCAAGUGGCGCUGGUGCUUUCAGAGAGGCUGGCAAACCUAGUAGGAGACUGGCACAUACAAGAAGGGGGCGAAGUCAGGGCAGGGCAGCUUGUAUGGCAUUAAGGCUGUAGACUAUUGGGAGUCGAAGAACCAGUUCUGCACCCCCCACCCCCCUUCUUCAUGUGUGCUAAUUAACCCCUUCUGCGACUGAGUUGAUUUUCUUUCCUUCUAUCCUCUGUUAUAAUGCAGUCGUAAUAUCGGAAUAUAUAUUUCUUAGUCCAUCAUCAUUCCCCUACUUCCCUCCCCCCCCUCCCUUGCAGGCAUUGGACUGACAAACUGCAUCAGUACCUAGCUGCAUCUUUCAGGAUGUAGAGCUCUGCAUAGCCUGCCGUUAUGUCAAGUUAAAUUUAGGAAUUCUGCAGCCCUCCCAGAUGAUUCGGAAAAACAGAUCUAUCUGGCUGCUGAAACAUUUGAGGUGUCAUAGGCAUUAAGGGUGAUAAUCCAAUUUUAUUUUUUAUUUUUAUUUUUUAAUUUAAUUCUUCCUCGAACACUUUUUUUCUUCUGCAGGCCAAAAAGGCAAGCUAAACCAUCAGCUGACGAGGGCUACUGGGACUGUAGUGUAUGCACUUUUAGGAACACAGCUGAGGCUUUCAAGUGCAGCAUUUGUGAUGUCCGGAAAGGAACCUCCACCAGGUACUGUUGUGAAUUUUUUUUUCUUCUGAGAAGUAGCUUUUGAAGUCAAAUCUCGCCAGUCAAAAUCUUUAUUUGUUGAAUCUAUGUGCCUUCAUCUUUACCAGAAAGUCAUGAUGUGUUCCUCACAAAUGUUGUUGUGGUUUUUUUUUCUCCUUCACUUUUUGUUUUUGCUGUUAUUGAAGACUUUAAAAUACGAGCAUGUCCAACCUCGGACCUGUAGCUAUUGUUGGGCUAGAAUGCUGAGACUUGGCCGUUAGAAAAUGAAGAUUAUUGGAAAGUCUAAGAUGGACACCCUUAGUACUUGUGGUUUUAGAUAGUGCUACGUCAUUGAGACUUUUCCAGGAUGAUUGGACAUAGGUUGGGUAUCUUCACAGAGCCAGAUGUGUUCGGUGGUACAUAAUAGAUCUCCAUCAUUGAUUUCCCUUAGGAGCAGAUAACUGAUAACAUUAAUAUUGAUGGUAAUGAUGUAUUGGCCCUCUCAUUUCUAAAAAAUUACUUUAGCAUUCAAAGGUUUGAAUAUACAUACUUUCCUUAAUACCUAGAUAUUUUAUAGAUGUCUGUUAAAGCUUUGCUUGGAAUUGUUUGUAAAUUACAUUGUUGGCCAUCUCUACUAUGGCACCCAUGAUAAGACCCUUGAAUAGAAAAUCUGUAGUGAAGAUAUUGUGGUUCACUGCUGUUUUGCACUGUUCUGAAACAGGCUGCAUUGCAGCAUCUUGUUGUAUAAAGUGAUGCAUAGUUCUAAAAGUGGUGCAGUCACCAUGGAAACAAUGGAAUGCGGUCUAUUGUUUACCUUAUCUUAGAAUAUUGCUCCAGAAUUGCUCUUCGUACAUCUAAGUUUUUCAGAUCAAAUUCUGAAUUAACAUUUAUCUCAACACAACCCAUUCUGGGCUUUGUACAGAAAUGGUAUUGUCGUAAAGAACAUCCAGGUCAAAUCAUUAUAUUCUUUUAUUGAUAUUCUAAAUGACACUGCAAAAUUAUGCAUUGUGUAAUUCAGACCAUGGUUGACCACAGGGUACAUUCUCCUACCACCCCCAGCUGUUGUAACUAAAGGUUGUCAAACCAUCAUAGGAGUUGUAGUUCUAUUACAGCUGGGCAUCUUCAAUUUAACCAUUCAUGAUGUAGAACACUUUUCGCUGUCCAUCUGAGGCUGGUUGGACUUUUCUACCCGUUUUUAAGCAUUUCCUCCAAGCUUACCAGCCUUUAUUGUAAAGACAACCCUUCACAUUUUGAUGAAACAAAAAUAAGCAGCCAGUUUAAGAGUGAGAAGUGACGUGGUUUUUACCACAAAUUAGGAAAUAACAUACAAGAUCUCAAAACAGAUGAUUCAUCUUGUUCUUUGAAACUUUGAGAAAAGAGACUGAUGUUUUGCUGCUAUGAUGCACUUGAGCACGUUUUAUCCUCGUGAUUAGAAACGGAAUGCAUCACAAUCUGUAUUUAUUGUGUGACUGGAGUCAAACUUCAAUCCUCUCAGUCUUGCCAGAUUUUCAGGAGUAUGUUUUGCACGCUGCUCAUUGAUAUACCAGUUUAUGUAUCAUGUACUUGCUAUUUAGAGAAACACUGAAACUCUGACAAGAUGUAUAUCUUAAAGACAGAUUUUACCACCUGUUUUGAGUGGUGAUCAUUUAAAAAUUGCUGAAUACAUUGUCGCAUUGUGUGACAGUCUGCAAAUUGUAGUACAGUGGAAUUUUGUGUAGUGUCACUUUUAUUGUUGAAAUAUUGAAUUGUAUGUAAACCAAGUGCCCAAAAGACAAGAUAGGUCUAAGUUGGAUUGUGAGAUAUUAAGGUCAAUUCGUCCAACCUGUAUGUCAUUUAUAGGCUGAAAAUGUUGUUUGGUGCUUGUUGGCAGUAUAAAUUUAGUGAAGGCAUGAAAAUGGUUUGGUUCUUUUAUGACAUUUCACGGCUUUUUAGUAAGUUCUAUAGCUACAUGUAAUUUUUGAUAGGUAUCCCAGAUCCAUCUGUGCCACAUUUCCUGUACAGUUAGCCAAGUAUCAUGGGAAUUGUAAUUCAAAAAUAUUUGACGUACCAAAGUAUUUGUCACUGAUAUAUAGCAUUUACUUAGGAUGCAUCAAGGAACUGUUUGAUACCUUGUUAAAUUUGAUUUAAGAUAUUGUCAAUUGCAGAUAUUUGUACACUUGCCAUCCCUACACAUCGAUCUCCUGGAAUCGUGUUAAAUAGAAUGGGGCACAUCUUGUCAGGAUGUGGUGUUUAUAGCAAAUCGAAAAUAAUUGUGAAAACACUUCUAGACUUCUGCUCCCAACACAUCAAGAGAUGUUACGGAAGCAUUUUGGGCAUACAAAUAAAUCUUCAGACUCCAGAGGAUAUAACUGCAUCUGUUAGCCUUGGGCAGUAGGCAUAGGUCAAAAAGUGAUAGUUCUCUUUUUAAUUUUGUGUUGUUUUGUUUUUUCCUAAGCUGUCCUCAAGCAGAGCUAGGGAUUUUCUCCCAUCAGAAAGGAAUUUGAUGAUCCUGAUUUCUUCAUGCAUGACUUGGAAAAAUAUGGCUAUAGUUUGCAGACCUGUUAAGAAAAAUAUAAAGCUUUGUUUGACCUUAAUGUCUGGUCAUUGGAAAAGUUGGUUUAUUGUAAAUGGCUGCUGUUGUGCCAAUGACUAACCUAAAGAGUAAGGUUUUUAGGAUGUCCUACAGGUGGUAAUCUACGUUCAUGUGUUGCUCCAACCAAGCCAGUAAUAGCUGUGGUACACCUGAUGCUUGUUGCUCUGCCUAUCUACAUUGUGGCUCUAUGCUCUAAAAUGUUUUUAACAAUGUCUUUAAAAAUGCCCUAAAAGUGUUACCUGACUUGGGGACGUUUUCCAGUUCAUCUCUGUUGGCCUAAAACUUUAAAUUCACUUUUGUGUACAUCUCCAUUCACAGUUUAGUGAAAUAUUACAUUUGUUUUUGCUUCCCAAGCUUUUCUGUAGUUUCAUAUUUUAUUCACUCUCUUCAGAAUUUUCUUGAUUUCUGAAUGGUUUUAAAAUCUUUUAGUAGGAAGUGAAAUUUUUUGAUGGGAAUUUUAUUCCCUAUUAUGUUAAAGGAACACUAUAUGGUCUGUGUUAAAACCACUAUUUAGCCCCCCUGAACCCUUCCCCUCAGUUCCCCCUAAAUAUAGUAAUAGUUUACCUUUAUUACACUCUGCUGGUGCUGGCUCUGCCCCUGAUUUGCCUCCAUGGCUGACAUCAUCAGAAGUGAUGAUUUCAGCCAACCAAAAAUGCUUUCUCAUAGGAUUGCAUUGGAUUGGUUGAGAUUGUCAAUUCUGAUGAUCUCAGCCAGGGGGCGGAGCGACACCCUAGACAAUUAGCAUCUACUCAUAGAGAUGCAUUGAAAGUUAAGUAUCUGCAUGCAGAGGUUGUAUACACUGAAUGGCAGUGCUGCUUACUAAAAACAUUUUUCUCUCUAGAACAAAUACAUAAAGCUGUAGUUGUUCUGGUGACUUUGGUGACUACUGUCCUGUUAAGCUGGUAUUCUCUUUUGUUUUUUGUUUUUGCCAACCCCCAUUUGGUGACAAGUCUGCCUGUGUGUGGCAGUGGGAGACCUAGUUGGUAGAUACACUCACUUUAAGUUUUCUAUUUAAAAAAAAAAAAAAAAAAUGUUACGAGAGCCACUUUGUGAACACUCUCUCCCUUUUUUUUUUUUUUUUUUAUAUAUAUAUAUAUAUAUAUAUAUAUAUAUAUAUAUAUAUAUAUAUAUAUAUAUAUAUAUAUAUAUAUAUAUAUAUAUAUAUCUUGCUGCUAUGUCUCACAAAGUUUUAUACAAAUAUUUUGAAAACUAUUUCCAGCAGGCAUCUUUUAUGGACAAAUGUUUAUUUUGCUUGUGCAUUCUUCUUAAAACCGAAGGCAUUAGUUGGCAAUUUUUCCCUUGAAUGUGGGGAAUGAAUAGCCUUGUAAAGUGACUUCACCAUCUUUCCUUUGAAAUCCUAGAUAAACUGAAUGGAUAUAGUUUCAAAACAUUGUAACUCAUAAUAAGCUGUUGCAAAUGGCUGGAUUCGUCAGAUACAAGCAUUCUCUUUAGUUUGGAACUGCAAUACAGCUUUUUACUGUUACUUUUGUGAAAGCAGAUGGAAUUAAUAACCAGUAGGUUCUCCCAACUGCUUUGGCAGGGGAAAAAUCUCCAUCCAAGUCAUUCCUUUUGAUGUACCAAGUUGCCAUAUACUGAUUCAGGCUGUAAACUAGAAAGAUUACCUCAGGGAGGCCUCUGGGAGCAAGCAGCCAUUUUCUGUUCUGACAAAAUGUAUUUAUUAUGUAGCUGUGAUAACAUUGCUUCUAAGAAGAUGCAUAAUCUCUCUCUGGACUGCUCUAUGCUAUACAUUUAGUUUUAGCAGUGUUGCCAAAUAAUAGCUAACUGGUUCGUUUGUAACACAGAAUAAUAAGAAUUUCAAAGUAAAUAAAAGCAACGUAGCUUUAAAAAUUGCAUUUUAAUUUUUUUAACGAGCGUGAAGUCAAACUUUAACCUUCUUUUCAGCAUACAGCUUUUUUUAGGUUUUAACUAUUGGAUUAAAUACCUAAUACUUUGGAUAUUAUACUUUUUUUUUUUUUUUAUUUAUUUAUUUUUUUUUUUUAUUACAAAACCGAUCUACCUUUUUUUUUUUUGAAUUUGACAAUUUUUAUUGUACAAUGCAUCGAUAUACAGUCGUGACAUUUAAGUUACAUCAUAUGCAGAUUACACAAUUCCACACAUUCUUGGUAGGUGUUACAGACAAUAUGAAUUCGUUUUUAUUCUCCCCUAUCCCUCUGGGGGUUCAGGGCUGUAGGUGGUCAUGCAAGAGUGUAUCGUGCAUAUCUGUGCUAGGUUACCUUCGGCCACCAGUGGCCUGAUGCUUUGUACGUCUCAUUGUCAAGCAUCGUACUUUCAGGGAAACAAGUAGGUAGGAUAGAGGGUAGAUGUGGAGUGGGGAUGGGGGGAGAGAACUUGGGGGGGGGAGGGGGAGGGGGUGUAAGAGACUGGUUGCGUGGUUUAUGUCGGUUCUGUUUGUAGUCCUUCUGAUCGUAGAAAGUCAUUCCACCUGUUAUGUGCUAAAGUCAUGUGUUUCUUUUCUCCAAAUUGUCGUGCAUAUACCAUCUCGUAGGCCCAGUUCAGUUUUAUUUGGUUUAUGAGAGCCUCUCGUGAUGGUGUUGUCGUUUGUUUCCAUAGCCUAGCAAUGCAUGUAACUGCAGAGAUAAGGAUGUGGUAUAUGGCUGCCCACUUAUCUUUAGUAAGAGAGUCUGGUGGUAUGAAUAGUAUGCACAGUUCCAGUGUUAGUGAGAUUUGCGUUUGUAUGGUGGCAGUUAUGAUCUUUUGUACCACUAGCCAAUAGGAUUGGAUGAUGGGGCAUGUCCACCAAACGUGAGACAUGGUGCCUUUACUCUGACCACAUCUCCAGCAGGUGUCGGAGGAUCGCGGCCACAUCUGGUGGAGUCUGGAUGGUACCAAGUACCAACGGUAUAACAGUUUGCGCUGCAUCUCAAUGUGAGUAGCACAAGAUGUUACCCCCUUGUACGAGGAGUAAGCCUUAGUCCAGUCUGUCAGUGGGAUUGUGCUGCCUAAUUCUCUAUGCCAUGAUUGGAUGUGUGUUUCUUUGCCCUGAUCUGAUGCUUGGGUCAGAGCUUUAUAGCUGAUGGAAAUAAGUUUUUUCAGUGGUUUUCUACGUGUGCAUAUCUGUUCAAACUCAGUCAUCGGUUUUGUGGCUGUAGCAGCCGGUCCGUUAGGUUUGUUUUUAGCUAAGUAGGAUUUAAUUUGAAGGUAAGCGAAGCCUAGCCUGUGGGGUAACUGAAAUUCUUGUUGUAGGUCUGGAAAUAGUUUUAGCCCUUUGUCGUUGUAUAGCUGCCCUAUUUCUUGGAUGCCCAUCUGUAGCCAUGGUUGUGUAUUCAGGUUCGGUAUUAUAUGUGCUAGGGUGCUGGUUGGGGCAGCCAAAGGUAGUGGGUGGUAUCGCGUCAUUAGGUGCUUCGUUGAGUCCCAAACAUGUAGGGUGUAUUGAGUCGUGGGUAAAAGGUGGCUAGUGUCCGUCCUAUGUGAUUUAGGUGUCCACAGGAUGGAAUGUAGUGUCGUUGGGUGGGCCCAGCUAUUUUCUAUUUCCAGCCACUGUGGGGCUGUGGGAUGUUGUAGAAAUUGUGGCACCAGCAUCAAUGUUGCCGCUUUGCAAUAUGCUUUUAGGUCGGGGAAGCCUAGUCCGCCCUGAUUUAUUGACCUUUGUAGUAGGUUGGUCGCUACUCUGGGUUUUUUAUUUUGCCAUGUGAAGUGUGUUAGCAUUUUCGUGAGUGCUUUGAUGUACUUAUCUGGUACUGGAAUUUGUAGUGUUCUGUAUAGGUAUUGGAGUUUGGGUAGUAGUGACAUUUUUAUGGCCGCGAUCCGCCCCACCCAGGACAAGUAUUUCCCCUCCCAGGAACUCAGCAGGGACUUAAAAGUUUCUAGCAAUGGUUGGUAAUUCGUCUUGAAGAGAGACAUGGGGUUUUUGGUCAUUUUAGUUCCCAAGAAGGUGAGGUGAUCCUCUCUCCAGUCUAGAGGGAACGAGCUCUUAAGGUUCACCAGUUGUGUUGCGGGGAGAUUGAUACUUAGUGCCUGUGUCUUAGUGACGUUUAGCUUAUAAUAUGACACUCGUCCAUAUUCCGUGAUGUGGUGCAUGAGAUUAGGUAGGGAUAUGUGUGGUUGCGUGAGAGUGAGGAAUAUGUCGUCAGCGAAUAGGCUUAAUUUGUAUUCUUUCUGACGAAGGGUUACCCCGUGGAUUGCCGAUUCCAUCCUGAUCUUGGCAGCCAGAGGCUCCAAUGCCAGGACAUAGAGCAGCGGGGAAAGUGGACAACCCUGGCGGGAGCCAUUAGAGAUUCUGAAUUUGUCCGAGCAGAAUCCUGCGUUUAGGACUUUAGCCGUGGGGCAGCUAUAUAGAGCCUCUACUGUGUCUGUGAAUUGGGAGGGAAAGCCAUAUUUCAUCAGUACUGCCUUCAGGAAGCGCCAAUUUAAUCGAUCGAAGGCUUUCUCCGCAUCUAAAGACAUUAGUAGGCUACUUGUCCCCUUCCGUCUGAUGCUGUGUAUUAGGUCUAAAACCUUCCGGGUGUUGUCUGUUCCCUGCCUCCCUGCUAUAAAUCCCACUUGGUCAUUGUGAAUAAGGGAUGGGAGAAGUGGGCCCAAUCGCCGGGCAUAUAUUUUGGCGUAUAGUUUGGCGUCUGUAUUGAGGAGGGAUAUUGGUCUGAAGUUUGGGCAGUGUGUUGGGGGCUUCCCUGGUUUUGGUAGGGUGACGAUAUGGGCGAGCAGUAGCUCUUCUGGUAGUGAUUUGGUUUGGGUAGCGGAGUUAAAGAGAGAUGCCAAGUGUGGGGCUAAAGCGGUCGCGAAUCUUUUGUAGUACCUGUUUGUGAAGCCAUCCGGGCCUGGCGCUUUGUUUUUAGGUAAGGUUUGUAUUGCAUCCUUCACUUCGUCUGGAGUGAUUAAUUUUUGCAAAGAAGUAAUUUGCUCUUUUGUUAGCGUGGGUAGGGGGACCUCCUGUAGGUAGGAUUGUAUGUUAUGUUCUGUCGGGUCAGGUGCUCGCUCGGACUGAGCCAAGUUGUAGAGUUUAUUAUAGUAGUUAGCAAAAGCAUUGCUAAUAUCUAUGGGGGAGAUCACUUUUGUGUUGUCGUGUGUGUACAGAUGUGAUAUUUUCGCGUUCGUUUCUGCUCGCUUUAAGCGGGCUGCCAACACUUUGCUUGCUCUAUUUCCCUGGGCAUAGUAUGUUGCUUUGAGUCUGCGUAAGUUAAAGCCUACUCGCUGCAGCGUGUGUAGUCUAAUUUUGUCUGCUACUUCCGCGAUGCUUUUUCGUAUUGCCUCUGUGGGAUGCGUUUUGUUUUUGUUUGUGAGGUCUAUUAACUGUUUGUUCCAAUUUAUCCAUUGGGUCUGGUUACUUUGUUUCAAAGAUGCUGCUCGCUUUAGCAAGAUUCCUCUAACUACUGCCUUGUGUGCCUGCCAUAGGGUGCAUGCAGAUGUGUCUCCUGUGCUGUUGAGCAUGAAGUAUUCUGUUAUGGCUUCUUCUAAUUGGUUGGAAAAGGGUAUGUCUGUCAGUAGUGAUUCGUUGAGUUUCCAGGGGCUCUUGUGUUUGUAGUCGUAGUUGUCUUUAAGGGUCAGUGUUAGUGGGGCAUGGUCCGACCAUGUGAUUUGGCCGAUAGAGCAUUCUAGAACCUGGUCCAGGUGUGUGCUUUCCAUAUGGACUCUAUCUAUUCUAGUGUAUGUAUUGUGUGUGUUUGAGUGAUACGUGUAAUCCUUUUCUUGAGGGUGUAGGACUCGCCAUACGUCAUAUAAUGUAUUAAUGUCCAGCAAUUUAAGGUAUGAUGCACAGGUCCUGCGAUGUUUCGCGUGAACCUCCCUGCCUGCAUGGGACGUUGUGUCGUUGAUGGGAUCUAUGAUGUGGUUAAAGUCCCCACAUAAUACCAGUAUGCCCUCCUGUACUGGUCGCAAUAUGGAUAAGAUUCUGUGUAGGAAGUCUCUUUGAUUCGUGUUCGGGGCAUAUACAUUUGCUAGGGUGUAUUUAGUGUUGUUGAUUGUGCAUACUAUUAUCGUGUAUCUUCCUUCCUUGUCUGUCUGUGAGUAGUGGUGCUGGAAGGAUACUGUGUUGCUAAUUAGUAUUGAUGUCCCCUUCGUUUUUGUCCCUGCCGUAGUGUGGUAUUGGUGUGGGUACAAGGAUGGUUUUAGGGUCGGUGGCGUUUUGAAGUGUGUUUCCUGGAGGCAGAUUAUGUCAGGCUGAUCUCUCUUGAGAUUUCGAAAGAGGCAAUGUCGCUUAUAUGGGGUAUUUAACCCUCUAACAUUAUAGCUUUGUAUUUUCAUACUAUAGGUCAGUGUCGUGAAGCGCUAGGAUUCGUUUAUGUGAUCUACUUAUGGGGUAGGCUGAACUUGUGGCUGAUAGUGCAUUGGAUUUGUUCCCACAAUGCUGGGCAGUAGUGUGGGCCUGAGUUGUGUGGUUAGUGGUGGUGAUGGCGAAUUGCGCCUGGCUUUUGGUGGGCCCAGGGGUUGUCAUUUUAUGCAGGUGGACGUCACCUUCUUGUUCUAUGGGUGCAUCUGUCUCUUGGAGUAGUGUCGAGGGGGGAGAGGGGGGGAAGGGAGUAGGGGGGUCAUACUGUGAGGGUAUGAACUUGGGGGGGGUAAAAACUAUAGCCCUUUGGCGGGCUUUGGUUCCGGCUAGCGGUACCAUGAGAGCGUGGUUGGUGUGAAGAAAAGAACAGUAGGAAGAUUGGCCUGUGUCAGUCCGUUGUGACCGGCGGUUGGCCAGUGGGGUGCCUCUUUGCGGCUGUCGACUUUGCGGUAGGGUACAGUAACUUGGGGCUGCGGUUGUCCCUUGGGUUCACGCUGCAUGCUUCAACAUUGGGUUUUUUUUUUUUUUGUAUUGUGUUAAGUUUCAGCUUGGGGCUCUUGCCGACGGGGGGGGGGUCCAGGACAGUAGGGGGCAUAGGUUGGCGGUACAUGACUGUGGUUGCUACCUGGCGUGACGCAUUGGCUCGGUCGCCUAAGGUGUGUAGGAGGUCGGGAGGGUCACGCUAUGGUCUAGUUGUGGCGGGGCGGUUCAGUGGGCGCCUCUUCUGUCCCCCGGUGGAGUUACUUCUCCUUGGGGGCCUCGUGGAGGGGAGGGCGUUGUAUGUGUCGGGGCUAUCCCAUUGGCCUAUACGCUUGAUUUGCAACUGUCCCCCACAUAUUAUGCAAACAUCCAAACCAAACAUAUUGCAAUACAUAAGAGGCACCAUUAUCGUCUCCCGUGGUACAAUCCCGCUCCCUCCGGGCCCUGAACGGGCUGUCCCAUUCACAUAUACUCUGAAUUGGCAACUAUGCCUCAUACAUUAUUCAAUGCCUGAAACAAUCCCAUUGUGACACUUGGAACAAUAUUACCAUUCUCCGUGAUGCCUCCCCGCUCCCCCCGCUCCCCCCCGCUCUGAAUGGGGUUGUCCUAUUCUCAUGUGAGCUAGACUUGCAACUGUGUCCCACAAAUUGUUCAGAUAUUCAAGGCGUGUACAAUGCAUUAAAUCAUAUUCACAAUUACCCUUCCCCAUGGUGCCUUCCCGCUGCCCCAGCUCCCCCGAGCGUGGCGACUUCCCCUGAGCUGUGUUGCGUCAUCCUCUGGGGGGGUCCCCUGCAGCCUUCUGGUGAUUGCUUCCAAGGAUGCUGAGGCUGUUUGCCUCCCCGCAGGCUGCAGCUGUGAGUGUGCUUCUGCCUGAGCCUACGGCUCUAAAAGUUCCCGUGGCAGCGUAGUGUGUCAUUUUGUGUCGCUUUAUUGUCCCUGAGAUUGGCACGUGUUGUGUGUUGUUAGCCUCCAGUGUGCAUGCAGUGUGUGUGUUGCAAGUGAAUGUGUUUUGUUGACGCAUGGGGCGCUGCCAGUGUUGCAAGGGCAGCAUGGGGAGUUAUAGUGCCAUAGUCACCUGCUUGAAAUCAAUAGUCCUUCUUCGUGGCCUUUAAACAGUCCCGCUUCUGUUAGUCGUGGUUAUUGGAGGUAGCGUAUGGCAUCUCACGCCAUCUUUGCUGCUGAAUGUGUUGCAAGUGUGUGCUCCUCCGUCAGGGCCUCAGGGCUUUAGUUACGUACUCUUUUCCAGUCGGCUGUAAGCUUACUCGGUUGUGGGUCGUUGUCGCUUCUUGCUUGGUUCUGGGGUUGUAUACCCCAUUUCUGCAGUGUUUUCCGUCCAUCCGCCAGAGAGGUGAUAACGUGCAUAGCUCCAUUUUUAUGUAUGAGGAGACGCACUGGGUGGCCCCAGCGGUAGGGCACCUCAUGGGAACGGAGGGCAUCAGUUAUUUCUUUAUACUCCUUUCUUUUUUUCAAGGUCUGGGCAGAGAGAUCUGCAUAUAGUUGAAUGGUGUUGUAUUGGGCUGGAAGGUCUUUGCGGAGCCUGGACGCUCUCAUCAGUGCUUCUUUCGCAUGAUAAUAGUGAAGGUGCGUCAGUACAUCCCUUGGCGCUUCAGCUGGGAGAAAGCUUGGUUUAGCGACUCUGUGCGCCCUGUCCAAGAGCAAGACAUCUGCUGGGAGGUCUGGGGCUAAUGUUUUGAAGUAAGCCGUGAGGUAUGCCGCUAUUUCGGGCUGCUUCACCGUCUCAGGGAUCCCCCUGAUCCGUAUAUUCUGUCUCCUUGACCUAUCUUCUAGGUCCAUGAUUUUAUAUUGGCAGGAUUCCAGCGCCUGUUCCAGGUUGUGGACAUGGUCUGCCAUGUCAUUGUGUGCGUCUGCGUACUCGCCCAUGCGGUUCUCCAUGCGGGCUGUUCUAUCACCCAGCUCCUGCACGUCCCUUCUCAGGUCUGAGAUGGACUUGUUGAGGCUGUGUAGCAGUUUGUCAGACAUUUCUCCUAGGCAGGCCUGGAGUAUGUUCUGUGUGACCGGCAAAUCUCUACCCCCAGGGGAUUCCUGCAGCGGCAGCGUGUCGUCGCCAUCUUGGCUGUACUCUCCUGUGCCUUGGGCCUUAGGUGGCGGAUUGCGGGCGGAGAAAAAAGCGUUUUUUUCGGCUUUGUCGGGGAUCUUCUUCCCUUUGGGUUGUGCCAUGCUUGAGGCUUGGUUUGGAGGUUAGUGCUGGUCACUGUCGCUGGUAAUGUCGCUGUUUAGGCCAAAACAGAACGGAGCUCGCCUCACAUGCGUCCGUUCGCGCCGAGCGUUAAGCCACGCCCCCCAAACCGAUCUACCUUUAAUCAUGUGCUAUCCUGGCCUUGCCUUGGAAGUCUGUAUGCCUGAUGUAAGAUCUAUGAUGAUGGUCUUGGUCCAGUCUAAAGCAUCUCAUGGUGAAGUUCUGGGACUCUACAACGCUUGUGAAGUGAUUCUCACCAUUCAGCGUUGUCACGCUGGGUGGCAUAACUUAGAAAAAGCAAAUUUGUUAAGAGCAAUAUUGUGACCGCUGCAACGGUCUUUAUCAAGCUUGAUGAAGACUGUUGCUAUUGUACAUUUUGGGCACCUGAAUAAAGGGACACUACUUUCAAAAGGAAGUUCUGGAUUUUAUUUGCAUACUUUCCUCAAUAUAUAUUGGUUUGGGUGGAACCAGAUUCCUUGCACACUUGUGUGGGUGGUAGGUGCUGUUCAAAAUGUUUAAGAAUGGUUUGACAUGUUAGCCAGUGUCAGCCCCGCACAGUUCCCAACCUCCACUAUACUGCUGAGUUAGAGCCAGACACUCUUGCUCAUGCAAUUCUUAUGGCUCCUGUGAGCUUAGCUGCUGGACUUGGGUCAGUGGAGUGACCUUCUGGCUCUCAUUGAACAGUAACGGAGGUAGGGUGCACAUCCAGUGGACUGAGGUAAGAAGUUAAACCGUUGUUAAUCAAUUUGACUCCUUACAGUUGGUUGGGGGGGAGGGGAGGGGGUCAAGGGCAAUACAGGCAUCUUACUUAAGCAUGCUGUAGAGGUCAGAGUCACUUUAUUUUUCUUUCUUAUGUUUUCAUGUGUUUUUUUUUUUUCUUUUUGAACAAUAAUUUACAAUUCGUUUUUAGCUAUAGUUAGAUUUAAAAAGGUUACAUACCUCUUAUACAACUAAUAUCACAAAUACCAUUUUUGUGUAGGAUUACAGCAUAAAUCUUUUUUUUAACUGUAGUUGUUGUAAUAGUUAAGUUUCACACAAAAAAUAAAUGCAUUUCUCUUUAUUAAUGUUAACAAAUGUGUUGGACAAUUAUUUUACAUUGGUAGUUUUGCAGAAAUCAUUUUGUAGUUGCUUUGUUCGUGUGAAAAUUCCUAAACAUCUUGCAUAACUCAGUGCAGUUACAGUCCUGCUAUGUUUCAUUGCCAUAGGGAAUUAAUCCACAUAAUUUGUGUUAAACCAUUGUAUCAACCAAUCAUUGUUUAUAAAUUAAACCGGUGUUUGCUAAACUCUUGGCUCGUGUCUGUUUGACCUCCCCAUAAUUAUAUGACCUCUUAUGUAUAUUCAUGAUUUAGUGCAACUAAAGGCGCAUGAAUUAAGGCACCAGAAGCAUUUUCAUUGGCCCUCGGGCUGUCUGGGAAUGUCACCAGUUUUAUACCGCAUGAUUCUUUGACUAGCCCUAUCCCAAUCCUGCACUAUAUAAAUAUUAAUGUAUAGCUCAAAUCAUGCCUUUCUGUUGCAAUGCAUUCUCCAUGUCUGACUAUGGCAUAUGUGUGUGUGUGUGUGUGUGUGUGUGUGUGUAUAUAUAUAUAAUGUAUAUUUGUAUGUAUGCGCUUUUUUACACGUGUAAAUCUGAUCUUGGGCCACUUCACUUGAUCUUUCACUGGUUCUAGAUUAAGCUGAACAACAAAUUGCAGGGUUGAGGAAAGGAGAACAAAGUGAUGAAAAGUACCAUGGAAAUUGAGUGUGCAUGUGAAAUGAGCCUGUACAGCUGUUGUUCCCACGAGCUAGCCCUAUAUCUGUUUACAAGUAUCCUCAGUGGUUAAGGCUGUUUCCUAUGAAUAUUUCCUGUAUGAUGAUAAAAAAUAGGAAAAAAAUUCCAAAUCCAAUCUCUUUGUUCUGUCUUCUCUUGUAUUUAUUUUUUGCCUCAUUUGCGGUUUAACCAUAUAACCCUUUAGUAAAAAGGGGGAAAAAUGCACUGAAGUAUGUGGAAAGUCUUAGCUGCCCUCCGUUGCUAUGAUCUGAGAAUUGACCACUGUUUCCCAAGGGCAAGUAAGGUGAAUGAAUUGUAUUUCACAGGAGGUGAUGUAUUGUUGAAGUUGAAUAAAGACAAAGUCUUUAAACUUUAUUCAAAAACUAUGCAACCUGUGACCCCUUCUCUUAUAGCUGUUAAUGUGGUUCUAAUCCCAAUCAAGUCUAUUAAAUGGCUGACAGUGAUGGGAGUUAUAACUUAAGCACCGUUUUAAUUUUAUUUUAUCUUUCCAACCAUUUCCUCUAUUAAUUCACAUAUUUAACGGAUUAACAUCUUGUGCAAAAAGCCACUUUUCAUAUUGUAUUAUGGUAUUUCUGUUUAUAUUUUAUCUGUAUUUUUUUUUUUUUUUUACUUGCACCUAAGUUCAAAUGAAUUGAUUUCGCUUUAAAAUGAUUUAACUGGGUGCAGGAUGACGUUGUUUACAUCAUGAACGGUGGGCCUGCUGAUCAGUGUAAAAGUUUAAGUAUAAAUUGGGUGGAGUGUGAAACUUACCAUGCUGGUUGAGCAUAUUGGGAGUCCUAAUCCGCAGGCUCUAGCCUGCCAAAGGUCUCUGAUUCCUAAGUGUGUUGGCUGCAUUUUUUACAUUAUCACUGGUAUUACAUGCUGUGAGUUAUGUAUAUAGAAUUGAUCUGGGCCAAGGUUCUUAAACAGGUAAUUGACAUGAGCAUUUAUUUGGUUUCCAAGGUAAUUGUUCAACUUCUAGAACUUUGCCCCACAUUUGUUCUUCAUCCACAGUCUCCUGUAUGUUCACUCACUGCUUGGAGGGCUUGGAGUCCCUGGUGAACCCAUGGGAAGGAUUAUAGUUUUGUCCAUCCUGAUUGGUCAGAAAAUACUCUCAAUUUGUUUUAUUUUAAUAUUAGCAUGUGUAAAGUGCUUCUGAAGUACUCUAGAAUUAUUAUACAUUAAUUCUGCUAAUUCUUUGAAGAGCAGAUAGUUAUGUAAUGCAGUGAUCUGAUCAUUUCAUCAUGGUACUGAAAACCGUGCAAAGCACAGUCUUACAUUGGCACAAUCGAUAUUCCUAGAAUUACCUGUUAGGAAAGGUAUGGGGAUAGGAAGUAGUAAGAACAAAAGAGCCCCAUAGCACCACUAGGCCACAAAUCACACCCUGAAAGGUAUUCUAUUUUUUUGGUCAAUAUCAUCUUGUUAAACACUUGGUCAACACAUUAGUCCAAGCAUAAUCCGAGAUGGGUUGGUGGGCAGGUUGUAGAACAUUAUGCAGCCGUUUGAGUUGAAAGAGCAGUCUAGAAGGGGGGUGGGGGAGGCAAUGCCAUUGUUUGCACUGUUAUAUUUAGAGUAAUGGAAUGCAAGGCAGAUAACAUAAGACAGUACAUAUUCAUCUAAUAGAUAUAAUCAAAUAAAGUCCUUUCUAAUUUGAACUGUAAUUUUCCCAACUACCGAGCAGAAUACUAAUGGUGUCUCUCUACACAUAGUCCAGACCUCGGCCAAAAAAAGCAUAUAUAAUUUUUAUUAUAAUUAUUCUUGGCAAUUCUAAGGCAAAAUUACAAAAAGUACAUAUUUUUCCAUGCUGGAUGCUCUGGGGACUUUUUGUGCAGGACCACUUCUACCUCACUCGGAUGAUAUUGGUUCUUUUCUCUAAAAACCUAAUAUUUAUAUAAUUAGGAGUUCAUUCACUACAGGCCCUUCUUCCAUGAUUUCAGCAUGUCUAAAAUUGCAUUGUACUGACCUCUGCAUGGGUAAUUCUCAGAGAAGCCAUGAUCUGGCUCUUUGAGCACACAUGAUGGCACAGUCCUAGCAAUGUUAGAUGAGAAGAAGAAAACCAUUAUUUUUCUGACAUAUAGUGGCAGUACAAUAGGGAUGUACUCUUCCCUUGGGACAAGCAUCUGAAAUAAAUAAUUAACAUAAAAAGUACCUCCCCUUACUUGGUAUAAGAGACCCAACCAGCCCAGGGACCUCAGUUCUCUUUCUUGUUCCAACAGGAACAGAUGGCAUCUGGAAUAUGGAUGGUGAGGCAUAGCCUCCCAGGUGGAGAGCUGAAUGGCCAGAAAACAUCCUGCAGAUUACGGAGCAGGUAUGUAAGCCUGCUUUUAUGCCGAGUGCAGUCACCGGCAAAUCAUUGCCCGUUGAAGACGCAUGCGCACGGCGGUGGAACGCACGCCCGGGUGGGUUUGUGUUCCACCGGAGUUCCGACCGCGCUAUUGCGCAUGCGCGGUCUGAACUCCCCGAAAUGGUGCCAAAUUUAAAGGGGAUCUGCCUAUUUAUGCUGUGCAGAUCUUCCUGUCAGCAUGGAUACUCGGCAGUGAAGGUUUCCCUUGUCACCAGCCUUCCCACACGGGUCAGAGGUUUUAGAGGUAUGAUUGUUUAGACUCUCAUCUUUAAAACUCUUCAUAUUUUUUUUUAAAUUGUUUCUACAAAAUGAUUUAUUGCUUAUGUAUUACAGAUAUGUCUAGUCCUGUCUCUACUGAUAAUAUGGAUAAAGACAAAGUGCCCACACCUGCUUUUAAAAAAGCCAGUUCCAAAACUAAACAUCUUUGUUGUAGUGAAUGCUCUACUCCUUUACCAGAUAGUUUUAAAAGGAAAGUCUGUAAUGUUUGCUCUUCCUUAACGCUAGAAAAAUCCAAGCAACAAGAGAUGAAAUCCUUUUUGUCUUGGUUUCAGGAUAAUCUGACCCAAACUUUUGAGUCUUUUUUAAAGAUCCUGCUCACACUUCUCCUGUAAAAGCUACUAAACAGAAGUCUAAAAGGAAGAGAACUCAUCUAGUUCAGAACUAUCCUCGGGUGAAUGUUCUUUUUCUUAUUCAGAAUUAUCUAGCGACUUCUAUUUCUGAGGUUGGAUUUCCUCAUGAUGAGUUGAUAAAAUUUAUUAAAGAGGUUAAUGUUAUCCUUUCUGAUGAACGGUAGAUAAAUCCAAGGGUAAAACACUGCCAGUCCAACUAAAAAUGCUGGAUUUAAUAUUCAGAGAAUGGAAGAACCCUGAGAAAGGGGCUUUUGUCUCCAGACACUUUAAAAGUAUUGUUAAAAUAGAAGAGGAAGAUAAAUGGGAAGAAUUGCCGGUGGUUGAUGAACAAGUGGCUCAAUUGUCUAAAAAAACUACCAUACCUAUUGGUGAAGUUUCUGGUCUGAAAGACCCUAUGGAUAAGAGGGCUGAAACUUCCAGCAGAAGGGCUUAUCACGCUGCAGGUUUCCAGGCUAAAGCAGCAUUAGCCAGGGCUUCAGUGGUGAGAGCUCAGAAUCUUUGGCUUAACACUUUGGAAUAUGGUCUGGGUGAUAACCAAGACAAAGGUCUUUCCCUCCUGUCACGGAGGUGAUAAAGCUUUCGGCUCGUGUCAUGCGUUUAACAUCUGUGGCCCGAAGGGUACUGUGGCUUAAAGCCUGGACAGCAGACAAUGCAUCAAAAUCUGCAUUAUGUGAACUGCCUUUGGAGAAGAAAAGGUUGUUUGGUUCUUCAUUAGAAGAGUUAAUCUGACAAAUGUCGGAAACCAAGAAGGCCCUGCCUCAAGACAGGAAAUAUGCCUGGAAACCCAGGUAUAGAAAUUUCCAGUUCAAAAACUGAAGGGGUUUUCAAGAAAAACGCAGGUUUUUUCGCCAACAAAGAAAAAAUCCAAGAUUUGACACACAAAAAUACCCUAAGUCUGACAGAAACAAACAUUUCUGACGCCAUCAGAGUGGGCAGAAGGUUGCAAGGUUUUUUGCACAGAUGGAGGGAGACCACUACAAAUCCAUGGAUUCUGAAUCUGGUGCAAAAUAGAUACUGAAUAAAAUUCUUAGAUGUUCCAAGACCGUGUUUCCUUGUCUCCUCCUACCGGUCGAAGUUAAAAAAAACCAAGCCCUUUUUUCUGCCACGGUCUCCCUAUUAAUAAAAGGUGUGUUAGAAAGGAUUCCACCUUCUCAAGUAUAUCAAGGUUGUUCCUAGUCCCAAAACCUGACAUGUCUUUUCGUCCAAUCUUGGAUCUAAAAAACCUGAACAAACUCAUUCCUUACCAACAUUUCAGAAUGGAGACUAUAGCGUCUGUCACCCAUAUCCUUUGAAAAAGAGAUUUCAUGGCAACUUUGGAUCUAAAGGAUGCCUACCUCCAUAUUCCUAUGGAUGUGAAAUCAAGAAAAUACCUGAGGUUUGCUAUAAGGAAAGGGAAAAAGGUCCAUCGUUUCCAAUUCAAAGCCCUUCCAUUCGGGCUAGCUUCAGCACCCAGGAUUUUUACAAAGGUCCUCACACCGGUCACAGCUUUUUUUAAGGAUGCAAGGAAUCACAGUAGUACCUUACUUGGACGACUGGUUAAUAAAGGCAGAUUCAAGAAGCGCUCUAGAGUCAGAUGUGGCCUAUACGCUAGAAAUCCUGGAAGAACAUGGUUGGAUUAUCAACCUAGAAAAAUCCCACCUUACCCCUACGAGGUCUAUCCUGUUUCUAGGGUUUUUGAUCAAGUCUGAGUCUCUGUCUGUUCAUCUGACAAGAGACAAGAGAAAAAAGAUAAAGAUUUUAAUAAAAAAACCUUCUUGGAUGUCAGAAUGUUCGGUGAGGAAAGCCAUGCAGGUUUUACGUCAUCUAACCUCUACAAUUCCGGCAAUAAAAUGGGCCAGAGUGGACAUUCUUGUCCAAUGGUCAAAGAAGGAAGAAGACUUGGAUGCUUUAAUGAGUAUAUCAGAUCAUACAAAAGAAAAGAUCUCUUGGUGGCUAGGGGAAAAAUUCAUUACAGAAGGCCUGUCUUUUCGUCAAAAAUCUUGGAUCGUGAUUUCUACAGACGCUUCAAAUACAGGUAGGGGAGCUCACCUCCUGUAUCACUUAAGACAAGGUGUUUGGUCGAAAAAGGAAACAAAGGAGUCUUCAAAUUUCAGGGAGUUGUUGGCAGUUCUCUAUGCUUUUCAGCAGUUCAAGGAUUUCAUUAUAGGAAAAGCUGUAAAGAUCCAGUCGGACAAUCAGACUACAGUCUCCUACCUAAAGAAACAAGGCGGUACAAGCGUAAAAAAAUUGUAUUUCCUUUGCUCACGGAUUAUGUCCUGGGCUCAGUCUUCUAGACUACAUUUCCGCCAUUCACAUUCGAGGAGUAGACAACGUGGUAGCGGACGAUUUAAGCAGAUCAAAAUGGUCCCAGAACAAGUGGUCUCUCAAUACAGAAAUUUUCGCUCAUCUGGUGAAGAGAUUCGGUCUGCCAGUCAUAGACCUUAUGGCAAGAAGAUCAAAUGAAAAAGUAAGAUCGUUUGCCUCCCUCUUCAAGGUAGACAAGCCGCUGGUAAUAGAUGGUCUUUCGAUCUGGUGGGAGUUUCCCCUUGCUUACAUUUUUCCCCCAGUGAGCCUUGUCCCAAAUAUUCUGCAAAAGGUAACAUCAGAUCAAGCUCGUAUUCUGGCCAUAAUACCGUACUGGCCAAACCGCAGCUGGUUCUCGGUUUUAAAGAAGAUGGCUUUAACCCCUUAAGGACACAUGACGUGUGGCCUGUCAUGAUUCCCUUUUAUUCCAGAAGUUUGGCCCUUAAGGGGUUAAAGUACUGGAUUCUCCCGGUAACACCGGAUCUUCUGGAAAAUAAGGGAAUUCCAGUAGAAGUAUUGAACAUGUUCAGGUUGACGGCUUGGCUGCUGCACGGCUAAUUCUGCAUAAUAGGGGCAUUAAAGAAGAGAGGUUUCAGUUACUGUUAAAUUCUACCAGAAGCUCUACUUCUUCUAUCUACUUAAAAAUUUGGACGAGAUUUCUUAACUGGUGCAUAUCUCAUCGUUGCAUAGGAUCCUCUCCUUCUACUGAUCCUAUCCUUCAUUUAUUGCAAGAUGGUCUUGCUCAAGGUUUUAGUCUGUCUGCCCUCAAAGUCCAAGUUUCCGCUCUGUCAUUUCUUGGUAAAAAAAAUUGGGCUUCUGAUCCUCUCGUUAGAUUUUUUUUUUUUAAAAGCUGUUAGACUUGUUUUCCCUCUUGGGAUUUGUCUUUUUAGUUUUGAAAUCUCUGUGUACUGAGCCUUUCAAACCUUUGGAAGAAGCUUCAUUGAAGAAUCUGUCCCUGAAAACCGUGUUUUUGGUGGCCAUUACUUCGGCUAAGAGGAUAGGGGAACUCCAGGCCCUUUCUUCCUCUCCUGCGUUUACAAAACUUCUUCCGGAUAAAGUGGUUAUGUACCCUAAGCCUUCCUUUCUUCCGAAAGUCAUCUCCAAGUUUUUAAACCAACCUAUUUUUCUUCCUUCCUUUAAUGGUCCAUCUAUGAGAGAUUGGAAAUUUGAUUGGAGCCAACUAGAUGUGGGUAGGUCUCUGAAAAUCUACUUGGACUGCUCCUCUACAUAUAGGAUGACUGAUCAUCUAUUGUGAAUUUCUUUGGAAAAUUUAAAGGCCAAGUGGCCCCCAAGGCCACUUUAGCUAGAUGGUUGGUGGAUACUAUUAAAUUGGCUUAUUCUUCCUCGAAUCUACUUCUGCCUGCCUCCUUGAAAGCACAUUCUACUAGAGCCAUGGCUGCCUCUUGGGCCGAAAAAGCGUGUGCCUCUCCGGAAGAUAUAUUCAAGGUGGCUACCUAGUCUUCUUUCAACACUUUUUUUUUUGUCAAGCAUUACAGGCUAGACGUAUUCUCUGCCUCUGACGCUGAUUUUGGGCACAAGGUGUUACAAGCUGUUAUUGCCUAACUUCCCGCCCUUAGUAUGGGAUCUCGAUAUAUCCCUAUUGUACUGCCACCAUAUGUCAGGAAAAACUGUAAUUUUACUCACCGUAAAUUCCUUUUUCCUUAAUUUAGAUUUAAAUCACUCCCUCCCUUUAUGUUUAUAUAUUAUAUUUGGGUGUUCUAUGGAUUCACUGAGGUGUUCUUGGUACGUACUGAGGUCCCUGGGCUGGUUGGGUCUCUUAUACCUGGUAAGGGGAGGUACUUUUUAUGUUAAUUAUUUCAGAUGCUUGGGAAGAGUACAUCCCUAUUGUAUUGCCUUUUUCAAGAGAUUAGCAAAAACAUACAGCACCAACAUAGGCUGCAGCGUAGCGUGUAUAUAUAUAUAUAUCUCUAUCUUUCUCGAUGGACUGCUCUGUGCUAUACAUUUAGUUUUAGCAGUGUUGCCAAAAAAUUGCUAACUGGUUCGUUUGUAACACAGAAUAAUACGAAUUUCAUAGUAAAUAAAAGCAACGUAGCUUUGAAAAUUGCAUUUUAAUUUUUUUAGUCAAAUGUAUAUGUAUACAUUUUUUUUUUUUUUUUUUGGUAAGAGUCUCUAAUGGGUUUUGCACGGUUUCUAGAGCAAUUUGACUGCUUGGAGAGCUUACCUGAUGUGAGAUCACUCUGUUGGCUUUAUUUGAAUAAAGUUCCACAAUGAAAGAUUUGAUUCUUUAAUGCAGGUAGUUUCUGUCAUCUGGAUAUUCAAUGUGAUAGAGCUACACUAUAGUCAAUGGACUGUGGAACGUCCUUAAGUGCAAGUUUCUCAGAUAAGACAAAACUCUUACUAUUGGGCCUUUCACUGAGCAGUGAGUACCAGUACAUUAACAACUGCCUUUCAAAAUGAAGACCGAAAUAGUUAGCGUUAAAAACUUCCAGCUUGGUUGUGUUGGCACAUAUUAUGCAAGUUAUUCGAUGCAAAGGAUGGCACACUCCGGCAACAAUAAUGGUGCUAUUGCCAAACAUUCCGAAGACGCUACUUCUAAUGUCAGUUCAAUGAAAUGAAGGCCAGGCAUGUUGGUAUAAAAAUCUUUUAUAUCCAGUUUAGUGUAUGGAAGCAUUUUCUUGGGUCAGACAAUGUUUGAAAACCGAAAGUCUCUAUGAUCUGCAUUGGUGCAGGGAGUGAAGUGUGUGUGUGUGUGUGUGUGUGUGUGUGUGUGUGUGUGUGUGUGUGUGUGUAUGUAUAUGGCUGAAAAGCCCUGUCUUAAAAAAAAGGUAGGGAUAGAUGUAACUUUCCUUUUCUUUUCCAUGUACUUCAUUAAUAAAAACAAAAAAAUCUAUUUCCUUUUGAACACUUGAUGAAAGGGUUAUUCUAUUAAAAUAGUUUUCAUUUAAAGGAACUCUCCAAGCUACUCUCUUAAGAAGAGGUGGUGGUUGGCACACAGCAGACCAGGUAACAGAUUACUUACAGUGGGGUGAGUGCCAGGACACCAAAACCACUAUAGUUUGGCUAUGGUGCUUGAAGUAUUCCUUUACUCUAUUCAUAGAAUGAUCAUAUAAAACUUGAGGAUAUCCUUCUGUAGGUCACUGGGGGCUAACUUUGGCUCCUAGAUGUUUAUGAAGUAAAUUUCCAGUGUAGCUCUGCCAGCCUUUAUCCUUUAGGCUUGCUGAUACUGAUCACUGUGGCGGAACCAGCCUCGCCACUGGGCAUUGGAGAAGACUGAUUGCCAGCCUCCUGCCCUGGGACUAUGGCCCCAUGUUGAAAUGCUUGAUUUUCCCUGUGACGGUACCAACCCCGCCACUGGGCAUUGGAGGAGCCUGGUUGCUUGCAUGCUCCCUCUGAACUAUGGCCCCAUGUUGAAACACUUUUUCUGCCCCUUUGAAUACAUGAGAAGGUGUGCCCCUCCCCUGUUUCUUGUCUAUUGUUUUCCAGCAGGGCGUUGUCCCAGGGACACUGCCAGACCAGUUGGAACUUGUUGCUAUGGUUUAACCCCAUGGCGAUUUGACUGUGUUUGUGGUAUCUGAGCGCUGUUCGGAUAUAGUGAGCGCUCAGAUGAAUGUGGGGGUUCUGUUAAGUAUAAUAGGAAUUAUGUGUUAUUUUAUGUGUUUUAUGUGUUUUUACUGUUGUUGUGAAUAGAGCUAUUUUCUGUAUGCUAGAGGUAAUUGGAUUACCACACCCAAGCCAUGCUUGCAGACGGUCACAAAGGGACUUCCAACUAACUUUUGUCCCACUGGACCAAUUUGUAUGAUUUUGAUGUAUGUUUGUAUUUGGAGUAUGCUGAAAAUGUAAGUUUCAUGUGAAUGUGAUGUAUACUUUUAGAGUUAUGAAUAUUGUGUAAAACUGUGUAUUUUCCUGCCUGUGAUAAUUACAUUAGACAUUGUGUUCAGUAAUUAUAUCACAGGCAGGGGGGAGGAUUUUGUGUGGAGUGUCUGAGUGUAUUGUACGUAUUGAUUGGUUGUUCUGCAAAACCCUGUGGGCAGUACUGUGUGUGUAAAAUGUGCAUAAAAGCAGAGUGUUUGAUUAAAAGCUUGAGUUCUACUUCACCCUCAAUUUGGAGUGUCGUCUCUUAUUGGGGGAAUCUGCUACAAGGGAUUGCUAUGCUAGUCAAUGCUAUAUCACUACUAAGCUCUAGUAAGAGCUUGUUCCUGUCUUGCUCUCUGAAGGAGUCUACAGUGGUUAUGGUGUCGGCUGGAGUGCUUGGAGCCCUCAGGAAGCACUAGGAGCAUCCUUCAACGGAGGUACCCAGUCGGGGUGCCAGGUGAUCCGUUACAAUCACCAUAAGACCUUUCAUAAACUCUCUAGGUUACCAAGGUUAGAUAUUACAGCAUAAGGUUGUUUUUCUUUUUCUUUUUUUUCCCUUUUUUUUUUUUUUUUAUGUCCUUUGAGCAUAGGCUAAUAAGCUGGCUUAACGCAUUUUAUUCAGGGAUGCUUAUAUAGGUCGCACUAAACUGAUGGAUGGCUACAUGAUGAUGAAGUUAAUCUGCCGACAGAGUCAUUUGUCUCCUGAGGACUCUGGCAUCGAGCAUGUCAUUAGCCUCUGAAGAACUGCUCUUUACCAUGACGUUUUGUUUGUAGAGCUACGGGAAUCCACCGGUCUUCUGCAAUAGAAGAUCCAGGGUAAUUUAAUUUAGCUAAUGUCUGAUAGAUUCAUCGGAAAACAUCUUUGAUUUUAUACACUUUGUGGCAAGAUCUAUUCAAUUACUGGCCAAACACAUUGAUCACUAGAAUUGAAAUAGGUUUAAAGUGCUAUUCAGAGUCGGCUCAGUGCAACAGCUAUAUAUAUAUAUAUAUAUAUAUAUAUAUAUAUAUAUAUAUAUAUAUUUAUAUUUAUUAUUUUUAUUGCUAAAUAAUUAUUAUUUAUAGGGUACAGUUUAGCAGUGUAUAUAAAUUAUUUGUGCCCAGCUUCUCCAAGAGGUUCUGAGAAGAUGAUUUAAGGGUAAAGGUAGACCUUGUUUUAUAAGGGAGAGAUAAGGUUGCAGUUGACUUUUUCUUGAAAUGACACUGAUCAUGAAAUAUUUGAACAAUAUCUCUAAGCCUACAUUUACUGAUUUACUGAACUAAAAGGAAAAAUAUCUUCUUAAAUGUAUUUAUGGAUCUAGGAAAAACAAAUUGCAGAAUAGAUGUAGUGUAGAGGUAAGGAACAGUAGGAUCAAAUAAAUUGUGAGAUGGUUUUGUUGUGUGUGUGUGUGUGUAUGUAUGUAGAUAUUAUUUUUUUUUUCCUAAUGCAAAAACCCAUCACAUUAUUAAAUACAUGUGUUUGUGUUCAGUAUGUAUAUAUUCAUUUGAGAAUGUGGCAAAUAUGUUAUAGUAACAGCAUACAUAUUUUAUAAACACAAGUCUAUCGAUCUAUAUCUCUAGAGAAGUGUGGGAGGAUGAUGGCAAAAAGAGGGAAGAUGGUCAGGAUAGAAGGAGUUGAAGUUCCAGAAGGCCAAAUAGAAGAUGUAGAGAACAGCUACAAGUACCUGGGGGUUCUACAAAUGCAUGGCAACCAUAUGGAAGAGGCAAGGAGGAUAGCAACAUCCAAGUACUUCCAAAGAGUCAGACAGGUCCUGAAGUCCCAGCUCAAUGGCAAGAACAAGAUCCAAGCCAUCCGCACAUAUGCCCUACCGGUCAUCAGGUACCCAGCUGGAAUAAUAACCUGGCCAAGAGAAGAACUGGUCACCAUGGAUGUCAAGACCAGAAAACUACUUACUAUGAAUGGAGGAUUUCACCCGAAAUCCAGCACCCAGAGACUGGACACCUGCCGGAAGAAAGGAGGUCAGGGCCUGAUGAGUGUCAAGGCCACAGUCCUGGAUGAAACAGAGCAUCCACAAGUACAUCACGAAGAUGUCUCUCAAAGAUGAACUGCUAAGGGAAUGCCUGAGAUGUCAACAGAUGGAGGAUGCAGAAAAGACAAACCUCUCCAUAGGGUGUACCACUGGCAAGACAAACCUCUCCGCAGGGUGUACCACUGGCAGAUAGUGUAUGUGGUUGUAAAAGGCAGGACUGAAAGACAUCACUGAGGCACUAAUCCUAGCAGCACAAGAGCAGGCACUCAGCACCAGAUCAAUAGAAGCUGGAGUCUACCACACCAGGCAAGACCCAAAGUGCAGACUGUGCAAAGAGGCCUCUGACACAGUCCAGCACCUAGUAGCCGGAUGCAAGAUGUUAGCAGGAACAGCAUACACAGUAAAACUUAACCAAGUAGCUGGGAUUGUGUACCGAAACAUCUGCACAGAAUAUGGAUUGGACCUGCCUAAGUCCAGAUGGGAGAAUACCACAAAGGGUAGUCGAGAAUGACAGGGCUAAGAUCCUGUGGGACUUCAAGAUCCAGACAGAGAAGCAAGUGCUGACCAACCAACCCGACGACAUGGUGGUAGACAAGUAACGGAAGACUGCAGUCGUGGUAGAUGUGGCAAUACCCAGUAACUAUAAGUUCAGAAAGAAGGACCAUGAGAAAGUGGAGAAAUACAGAGGACUGAAGAACUAGAAAGGAUGUGGAAAGUGAAGGCAGUAGUAGUCCCGGUUGUGAUAGGAGCACUCGGGGCUGUGACUCCCAAGUUAGGGGAGUGGCUUCCACAGAUUCCAGGUGGGACAUCUGAGAUCGCUGUCCAGAAGAGUGCAGUUCUAGGAACAGCUAAGAUACUGCGCAGAACCCUCAAACUCCUAGGCCUCUGAUAGAGGACCUGAGAAUGAGGAAUAUACAUACCACCCAGGAGUUUUGUUUUGUUUUUUUCCACACAUACAUUUUAUAAUGUUGUGAUAGGUUUUUGAUGUGGGAUUUUGAAUUGAAAUUUUUUUUUUUAAGUUUUUGCGGAAUUCUGCGUCUUUAUGUCAACACAGGACACCCAGCAAAGCUUUCUGGGUACUGCAAUUUAGCUAACAGCUGUAUUAAAGGGACACUCCAGUGCCAGGAAAACAAUCAGUUUUCCUGGCACUGCAGGUCCCCUCUCCCUCCCAUCCCAGGUUGCUGAAGGGGUUAAAACUCCUUCAAUGACUUACCUUUAUACAGCGCCGACUUCAUCCGGCGGGGGAGACCUAUUGCGCAUGUGCGGCCGGAGACUGGGGGAGACCUACCGCGCACGCGCAUUAGAUGCUUUCAAUGCUAUCCUAUCGGGAUUUCAGCGACGCUGGAGGUCCCCACGUAGCGUGAGGACGUCCAGCGACGCUAUAGCACAAAAAAGUAUGAAAACUGCAAUAUUUACAGUUGCAGGGCUAAGGGUAUUGCACCCAGACCACUCCAAUGGGCAGAAGUGGUCUGGGUGUCUGGAGUGUCCCUUUUAAGCUAACAAUCCACUAACUGAACCUUGCUCUGCCCAUUGUGCCCUUACACAGGAGUGUUGUGAUAACAUUACUGGAACACACUGGCUGAUUAUUAUUGCUGGCAUUUAUAAAGUGAAUACAAAGAAACAAGUCCUGCGCUCAAACUCCCAUUACUCCUGUGCGGCAGCAACGAGCAUAGUACACACCAGCCAAAAUACAUAUAGUAAAAACUAAAGAAAAAAGUUACCUGCGCUCUUAUCACAUCCCUAUGUAUUUUUAAACAAAUGGAGGUUUUUAGUUACCUCCAAUGGCCAUGAGAGGGUAUGCCCACCUGCCACGUCAAGGCAGACCUCUUAGGUAUUUUGGCUGUUGUGUACUAUGGUCGUUGCUGCCGCCCAGGAGUAAUGGGAGUUUGAACGCAGGACUUGUUUCUUUGUAUUUGUAUUCACUUUUGUAUCACACAGCUAGGUUACAAUGCCGCUGCCCAUCCCAUGUAUUCCCUAUUAAGGGUUAAUAAGCUUGUAGGGAUGUAUAUAAAUAAUACCCCUUUCUGUCUCAUUAGAGAGGUUUUUGCCAGAAGCUCAAAGAAGCAAGGCAAAUGGUUAGUUAGGACCCACCUAAGAGGUCUGCCUUGACGUGGCAGGUGGGCAUACCCUCUCAUGGCCAUUGGCGGUAACUAAAAACCUCCAUUUGUUUAAAAAACAUAGGGAUGUGGAAAGAGCGCAAGUAAUUUUUUCUUUUUUUUUCUUUGGUAUUUAUAAAGUCACUGAUAAUUGUUUUGGCUUGGACAUUCCAAAAUCUUAAAAUAAAUAAAGCAUUGGAAAUGAUUGCAAAUGUAGAACCUUCAAAUCGGUGUGUGUGUGUGUGUUUGUUUAAAAAAAAUAAAAUUAAAAAUAUAUAUAUUUUUAUUAUUAAAGGCAGUAUCUGACAAUAAAUUAAUAAAGCAAUAGGUCAGUUCCUGCAUGCAAUGCCCUUUAAGAGUCCUUACAGUUAAGGAGUAAAACAAUCACAAAAGACAACAUUCACUUACAUUCACAUACAAUUUGAUACUGUACAAUUCAGUAUUGCAGCUGCACAAAAUAGAUGAGACAAGAUGUUUUUUUAUUUUUAUUUAUUUGCUCUUUUUAAUUGACUAUUAAUUAAUAGGGUAUAAUGAGCACAGGUUAAGGGUAACAUGACUUGCCAUACAUGACAUUUCAUCCCAUGAAAGGCUACGCAGGGUUCAAAUUGCCUGGCUAGAUUUUGUUUCAUUUUUAAAAUUCUUUAUUUUUGCUCCACACACAAGCAUGAGUGGGAUUGUGCAUUGACAGUAAAAAAUAGGUUACAUCCAGAGCAUAUAAUGGCAAGAACAUAAACAUAAUUAAACAGUUGUAACUUCCUAUGUCUUGGGCUCGUGAGUAGAGGGUUUUUAAUAAGUAGACUAGUGGGGAUGACCGUAACUGGUCCAUGGUCCAUCUCUGUUGCUUAUGUCUAGUGGGUCCAGAGUAGGGCCAGUUAUUGCAAUAAAAGUGUAGGAUGGGGAUAAUCCGUUUUGGGUAUGGUGAUCUUUCUAGGUGGCUUCACUAUUCGGGCGUGCUGGUUGCCUGGCUGUGGUACAGUGCGACUGAGAGGGGAGGUUAGCGGCAACUGGCUCUGGAGAUGGACUUUGCAAUUCCCCGGCUCUGUUUCACCUGAGAGGUCAGCAUAGAACGAGAGGGAAACUAAUUGGGCAACUGUCGUUUUAUUAAAGCAAUAGAAUCUUGGAGCUUUUUUCCAAUGUUGUUGCUACUUUUUACCAUCCAGCAGCUACUUGGUAACAUGUCUGUCGUUACUAUUAUCGAGUAGCAACUGUUCACCAAUGACAAAAUUUCACCAGUAGCAACUGGAAGCUACUGGCUGCCGCUGCUUAAAGCCAGUAACUAAGUAUCUGCGAAUGGCUCUAGUUAUUCCUUGUGGACACAUUCUGAUAAACUGCUUGCUAGAGCAGGUGAACUCCAUCAAUCAAUUAACAGGAAAAGUUCUCCAGCUCUCUUAGUUUGCCCCAUAACCUGUUUUGGAAUUUUGCAAUUGCCUGGUCAAUUGUUAAGCAUUUCAUUCACUUUCAGGCAGUUGAAACUGAUGCCGUGUUGGUUUAUGCAGGUAAUGGUAGUCAAGGUAAUAUCUGACACUGGAUUUUCUGUAUUGGAAUUAUCUGCUUUCCGCUUGAGAUAAGGAAGUGUACUAAAUAUUUUACAUGUCAGAAAUGCAAAUAGUAAUUUUUUUUUUCAGAUUAAUGCUGCUUCUGUAUUGUCAAAAAAGUGAUCCCCCAACUCCGUUUCCCUUUAAAGCAAUAGUGGUGACUAUUUCUAUGUAUUGAUCUAAAAAAAAAAAAAAAUAACAUAACAUGUAGCACACUGAAAUAAAAUAGGUUUUAGCAUGUUAUAAGAAACAGUUAAUAUAUAUAUAUAUUUUUUUUUAUCUGAUUAAAAUAGAACUCCAGAUUUAUUUUCCGGUCUUUUAAAGCAUAUUGUGGUUUCCUUAAUCCAAGAUGCUGGGCAUAGGCUUCAUUGUUUGUAAAUGCAUGUGUGGAUCAAGCUGCUGAAGCUUAUUGUGUUGUUCUAUGACCGUUGUAUAAAUGUCUCCUGUAAUGCGAAACACUAAACCCAGCAUAAUGGUGUUUGUAUAAUCAUGUGUUUUAUUUUGAUAUAUUUUCUGUUUAGUUGAUGGCUCAACAACCAGUCCAAAUUAGUGGUUUUCUCUCUGAUUUUCAGAUUGUGCCUGGCUAAAAUAAAUUGACUAAUCUCUGUCCAGUAGAUACUUGUAAACUAGUAACAAACUAUAUGCACAUUUCCUUGUUAACAACAUUAUUAUUGUUGUUCAAAUGAUCAAAUAUAUACUGGUUUGAUAUACAUUGUAAGUAAUCCUGUGGAAGUUAGUCUUGUGAAUAGGUUUACAAAUUGAGGUACAUUUUAAUGGAACACUCUAAACAUAUUACAAAAAGUGCAGAUUUAAAACAAAUUUUUUUUUUUUAAAUACCAUUUCAUAUCUGAAAUACAAAAUAAAAAUUCUUUAAUAUACGGGUGUACAUAUAAAAGCAUGCAUGCAUUUAAUUGAUUUUUUUUGUUUCCCCCCUUUUUAAAACCACUUCAAAAAUCUGCAUAUCUCUUGUCUGGAGCCUGUUUAAACCCUUUUUCAGUGUUUUUUUUGUUUGUUUGUUUUUUUUAAAUGUGGGACUGCAGCAAAGUAUGAAGCUUUUGUGUGUGAAAAUGGCAGAGAUAAUGAUUUGCAUGAAGAAAAAAAAAUAUAAACAUACCGGUAGUUUCUGUUACAGUUUACAGAGAUAUUUAUAUACUUUGUUUAAUCUCUGGGGAACUGUGAGAUUGUGCCCUUUUGCAGCUACUUGCAGUGAACAUGUGAAUAAUCUGUCCUUUUUAUCGACCUAGAAGCUCGACCUGUGUGUUGUAGACCAUGCUGCUUGAUUGCAGGUCAGUGGAGAGCAGAGCUUAAUUAAGAGGGAGGUUCAAAAGAACGCCAAAAGGUGCCAGUACCCUAGGAGUAGAUUUCAUCAGCGUGCACAAAGUUUGCUGUCUGGACCGGAAAGCAAAUGACUAUAUAUUUAACUGUAAUUUGUAUUUUCAGGCCUCCAUACAUUCAGAUACCUUAGGGAGUUGUAGAUUUAAAUGUGAAAAGCACAGCUUGGUACCUAAGAAGGAAGGGGAUAGAUAGGGUGGUGUGUGAAAGAAACCACUCAAGGUAGAUCAUCUUUCACAGUCAUUCACAGAUGCUAGAUCCGCUGUGCUCAAAGUGAUUGAUUCAUGGUACUAGCCAAAGUGAAUCUAUUGGCGAAUGGAUUUCUUCUGUGCUAGUUACAUCUAUUUUUGCUGAUCAAAAAGAAGGCAAACAAAUUAGGAAAUAAUCCUUCUUGACCCCUGAUCCUUGGAUCAAGAAGCUACAACCCCACUAAUAAAAAUAUCACUGAUUACUAUGUUUUUGCAAGUAUUCAUCAAGUUGCUGUUUAAACAUCUGUACAGACUCUGAUAAAACCACCACUUCAGGCAGAGAAUAGGUGUGUAACUUUGCUCGAAGUGGAUAACUUUGUAUUUAUCUACAGUGAUGAAGUCUGUUCAUCUUGCUUAUCGUGCAAUGCUUAGUACAUGUAGUCCGCUCAGCUCACAAGUUUCCUUGCACCCAGAGACAGAAAAACUUCUGCUUGCUUAUACCUAUGGUUUCCUAGAUCUCUCACUUUGCUUGGAACUUCUUCAUAGAGGGUAAUAGGAUUCGCAUAUUCUUCCAUCAUACAUGCAAAUACAACGUUCUUGCUUCCUUUACCAAACUUUGAUGAGAUCCCAUCCAUAUAAUCUGUAAUUGUGUUUAUUUAUUUUUUUUAUUUUUUUUUUAUGUUUUUAUGUUUUAUCCAUUAUUCCCACUUAGGGAUGUCAUUGUGUAUAGUAUAUCAAAAUCAUGUUAAUGUCCCUAUAUAUUCUAAAAAUAAAUUGUUGACUAAUUUUUUUUCUAUUGUACUUUGUAGCCUGCAUGGUCUGAAAAAGCAUUCUAGAUCUCUGCACAUAUAAAUGGGGGAAUAGAUGUGAAUGAAACUUGUGUGUCAGAGUCCCUUUAACAAUUGAUGGUAGUAACCUCACUAAUUAUUUUUGUGGUAUGUUGCAGAGCCGAAACAGGUUUAAUGAGUUCCUUAAAGGAGACACCAUCUGACAGGAUGACACAAAUUUUAUAUCCACAAAAGGAGUGUUCUAGCGUGUCUUCGAAAUAAUUUUUCCAAAUAAUAAAGGUUUACAUAUGGGUCAAGACUGACCUUGAUAAAAUUAGUUAUGGUUACACUGAAACCAUAAGGACUUUAACCUUAUAAGAGACGACAGUGUGGAGUUGUGGAUGGGCCUGUCACGCUAACUUCAGACCCCUCCCCCCCACUCCGUCUGUUGUUCGUAACCAGAUCAAUGUAUCUAUAUCAAUUGAGAGUGAAUAUUCCGUCUUGGUGAGUAGGCAUUUACACCUGGUAAGUGUGUCAAACUUUUCUCUAGGCUUGAAGUGACAAGUGACAUUUAAGGCCUGGGUAGUAUUAUGGGAGUUAACAUUUUAAUCCUUGAUAGAUAUACAGUUUAAAAAGGUCACUCUCACCAGAAGUGAAUGUCUACUCCCCAGGGCAAAAUUCUCUUUCUUCUUACCUAAACUCAUCACGUUAUUUUCACUUAUCAAUUAUAUUUUCAGUAUAAUUUUUUUUUAAUGUUUUCUCUACCCGCAACUCUUGCCCAGGAGUUAUGUCUGUUCUGGCUUCUCCUCUGUAAGAAUAGAGAAUAGAAAACAUGCCUUUUAUUACCUUUGUUGGGGUCUUCCCUUCCACGUGAAUUUAGUUUAUAAUACCUUCUGUUGUGCAUCACGCUAGGUGUGUGACGUAAUCCAUCAAUGAUAGACAGCAAAAAAUAAGCCUACCAGAUACUUAUGGAAAGAAAAAGAAAGGAAGAUUGGGGGUAAAAAAAAAGAUCAAUUUUAGUAAUCUCUGUAUCCCCAGGUAAUUAAUAUACUCUUGCAAUAUGUGGGAUAUUUUAAAUAAUCCAUACCCUCUCUCACUCCUAAAAGGGAGGAGGAGUGUGUGGCAAAUCCAUAAUCCAUGUAAAUUAGAUUAUCAUUUAAAUCAAAGGAAUUGGAGGAUGAAACUUGCCCCCUUUCACUUUUAGGCUAUGGAUACUGAGGGUCAAGGGGUAAUUGUUUUGUAUCUACCAGAAAACCUAUUUCUAUGCUGUAAUUAACCCCCAUGGCAGUGCAGAUCCUUAACACUGUUGUAAAAUGAAGUUUGUCUAACACAUUGCUUAUAAAUAAAUGAGCAAUUGAUACAAAGUUACGUAACCAGUGAGCUUUUUGUAUCCUCGUGCGGAUGAAAUACAAUUACAUCCAAAAAAAAGGUGCUAAACAAAACAAAACCUAUUCAAUUCCCUAUCACCCCCCCUUUCCCAAUAAUCUGACAGAAUCAAACACUUCCCAGGUUGCUUGUGCUGUGAAUAAGCCUUUUAGAUGUAACAUUCCCGCAGGCAGUCUGGGAAACAACGUGAUAUUCACACAAAUACUCCUAUCCCCCUGAUGAAUCUAAAACGGUAGCCUUGUACACAAACACUUCUAUCCAGUUGUCUGUUUGAUCUUUUCUCACACACUAGGCCUCUAACCGGUCACCAGGGAUUUACGCUGACAGCCGUCUGUCGCUCUUCAUAGUGAUUUUUCAUUUUUCGGUCCUGAAGGUGUAUCCAGAAUCUGCUGCUGGAAAUGAUAAAUUCUAUAAAGUGUCAGCAUUAGGUGAUGGUGAAGAGGUAAAGGGCAUUUCUAUUAAGUUCCUAGUUUUUUUUUUCCAAUGCCUCACAGACCCUAUAUUUGCACUUUCAUUGAACUCUGCUUGAUUUCACUGUCUAGACCAGGGAUAGGCAACCUUUGGCACUCCAGAUGUUUUGGACUACAUCCCCCAUAAUGCUCUGACACCCAUAAUGCUGGCAAAGCAUCAUGGGAGGUAUAGCCCAAAACAUCUGGAGUGCUGAAGGUUGCCUAUGCCUGUUCUAGACUAGUGAAGUUGUUAAAAACAUUCAUUUUACUAUCACGUUAAAGAGAUAAAAAUGUAACCAAGAAAGCUCUUGGCAGUGCUAAUUUCAUGGAAAACUGUGAACUCAGAGACUGUCAGAGUUGUCUAGGCUGUAGCAGGCUGUGCACAUGCUUUGAUUUCCUCCUGUGAUAUAUGUGAUUGAGGGAGCGUGUUUUAGAGCUGCGGUGACUGUAACCUUCCUUGUCCCACAGUCCAUAGGGUAGCAUAAUUUUGUGUAAUGCUUCUCUUACCAUUGGCAGCCAUAUUUGUUCCAAUGUCGUGAACUUUAUUCCUCUAUACAUCUUAUUCCAUUCGUUUACUGGUUAAGACAGAUGUGGGUAACAUCAACUGCUUCGCACUUAGAAAGAAAGAAAACAAAAAAACGUGUGAGGUUUUAUGUUAAAUGAACAGUAUUGUGCUAGGGGUUCAAACCUGUGUUCCUAGUGGUAUAGUGUUCUCCUACCUAUUUAGGCAUCCUAUACUAGAGGCUUGUUAACCCUGCAAAGUAAACAUUGCAGAUCUAGCAUAGCAGCAAUGUUUUCAGUUGCAGGGUUAUGCAGACUAGGGCAUAGCACCCAGACCAAUUCGCUGGGAUAGUCUGUGUGCUUAUAACCUUAGUUGGCUCUAUAGGUUCAUGAUUUAUAACAGUUAGUUAACAGGCAUUGUCAAGCCCUAUUUUUCAACUGCUGUUUAGCAUGAUGAUAAAAUCUGAAAUUCUCUGGACACAAUGUAUGCAUUAUUUGUACAGGCUAAGUGCAUCAGCUGACCUGCUCAGUAAAUGCUAUCCAGAUAUGAUGAAACUGAUACUGCAAAUUUUACAGUAGAACAAGUGGGGGCUUGGCCGUGUGUGUGGCUUGGGGUUUUGGGCGGCUGCCCUCGUCCCCUGCUGCAACGCUAAAAACAAUAUAUGUUAAUCAAAGCUAAAUUAUACCACCUAAGAUUAAUGAGGCACCUGUGGCAAAGAGGAGGUAAAUCCUGCAGCUUGAUAAUAAUUCCAUAAUACUUCCAUAAAGAGAAAAAAAGCUAGCAAUUACAUGCAUGUGUUUAUAGGGGCUGAAAGGACCAAUGUGUUUACAUAAUGCAUUGGGGCGACACAUUUCAUGUAUAAUAAGCUAUGGAUUUCACAUGGCUCAAUAAACACCUGUUUAAUAUUAAAAUGUGGUACAUAGUAUAAUGUAAAUGGGAAAAGUCAUACCUUCAUUUUAAAUCUGUAUUUUUCUAGAUGUUCCUGCACUUUGUCGAUCAUUCUACAAUAUAUACUAAGAUAGUACACUAAGGGUUUUUUUUUUGUGGUUUUUUUCUUGCCUUGAUCAAAGGAAAACUCUAGUGGGGGGGGGGGGUGGAUAUAUAAAAAAAUUAUAAAGUACACCCCUUACAUUUUUGUAAAUGUUUUAUUAUCUUUUCAUGUGACAACACUGAAGAAAUGACACUCUGCUACAAUGUAAAGUAGUAAGUGUACAGCCGGUAUAACAGUGUAAAUUUGCUGUCCCCUCAAAAUAACUCCGCACACAGCCAUUAACCCCUUCAGGACGGAGUCGAUAGUACACGUUCUGAUCAAAACAAAAUGUAAACAAAAACUGGAAUUUGCGCUAUAUGUCUGUUCAACCAUAAUUCACCUCUUUCAUAUUAAGUGCACCCACAGUUGUUAUAUAUCAGUUUGUUCAGGAGAAACAGGGCUUUCAUUUCAUAUCAAAUAUUUAUAUAUGAAACAUAAUUUAUUAUGAAUAGAAUUUAAAAAAAACUGAGAAAUUAAAUGUAAAAAAAGAAAAUUGUAGUUCCGCCUCACAUUUUAGCUGUACAUGUCAUAAUACUGUUAGCUUUUACUGCAAAACAAGCACAUAUUUGGAUUCAGCAAAGUCUCACAAGUACAACAGUAUCCCCCCACUAACAGUUUUUACAGUGUUUUGGAAAGUUUAAGGGUCAAAUAUAGCACAUUCCAGUUUUCAGUUUUUUCAAAUUGAAAUUUGCCAGAUUAGUAAUGUUACCUUUGAGAGCGUAUGGUAGCCCAGGAAUAAGAUUUACCCCCAUGAUGGCAUACCAUUUGCAAAAGUAGACUACCCAAGGUAUUGCAAGUGGGGUAUUUCCAGUCUUUUGUAGUAGCCACUUAGUCACAAACACUGGCCAAAGUAAGCAUUCAUAUUUGUUUGUGUGGAAAAAACAAAUAUUUGCCCAGUGUUUAGUUACUAAAAAUGACUGGACAAACCCCAUUUGCAAUACCUUGGGUUGUCUACUUUUGCAAAUGGUAUUCCAUCAUAGGGGUAAUUCUUAUUCCUGAGCUACCAUACGGUCUCAAAAGGCAACAUAACCAAUCUGGAAAAUUUCAAUGUGAAAAAAAUGAAAUGCAAGCCUUAUAUUUGACUCUUUAACUUUCCAAAACACCAUAAAAACUGUACAUGGGGGGUACUGUUAUAAUUGGGUAACUUUACUGAACACAAAAAAAGUGUUUUAAAACCGUAAAACAUAUUACAACAAUAAUAUCAUCAGUAAAAGUGCCGUUCGUGUGAAAAAUGCAAAAAAACGUAACUUUUACUCCUGGUGCAGAAAGCCAUUACGGCGUUCUAUGUUGCCACAACGGCUUUAAAUUCCAUUUAAAUGGGGACGGCAUAGAACGCCGUAACGGCAUCAAGGAGUUAAUGUCCAAACCGUUGGCAACAAAUCUGAGUAUACCCCUAAAGUGGAAAUAUCCAAAUUGGGCCCAAUUAGCCAUUUUCCCUCCCCGGUGUCAUGUGACUCAGUGUUACAAGGCCUCAGGUGUGAAUGGGGAGCAGGUGUGUUAAAUUUGGGGUCAUCGCUCUCACACUCUCUCAUACUGGACACUGGAAGUUCAACAUGGCCCUUAAAAUCGGUGAAGUUGUCAUGGUGCUUAAAAUAACAGUUUAAUAUUAGUUGCAGCUUUACUUCAGAGGCAUUUUUCUAAAAAAAUGUUGCAAAUUUGAUUGUAGCACACCAGCCCCUCUUUGGUGUGGUCAAGAAUUGUAACACUCUGUGAUAUAUUUAAUGUGAGAAUUCAAAGGAUGAUUUGUGUUAUUGCAUUUACUGAAAAUUAAUAAAAAUGGAAGGCAAACUGAACAAAGGUCAUCCCUUGGAAUUGGUUCUGUGCAUGAAGAAUAAAGGAAAAUAAUAAAGGGGGAGGGGACGGGAAUAUUGAAAGAAAGUAAAUUGUAUUUAUAGUUUUGUUGCUUUGGUAUAAUAUGUUUGUGAUUGUUUUAUCGCCCUGAGUGUAGCUGCUUCCUUCCUGAUUUUCAUGCUGAGUUUUCAGCGGUGUCAAAUUACCUUGCUCUUUGCCCUUGUAAUCUUCCUAAGAGCCAAACAGCAAAAUGCACGUAAUCACAACAAAUUAGUACACGGAGCUGAACUUGAAUGGUUCUGCAGUGACACAGGCUAAAAAUAAGCCAAAGCUUUUAUCUUUCUAACAGGAAGCAAAAGGGAGGCAUUUAUGUUUCCAAAUAUAUUUAUUUAUUUUUUUGUUACCUUUUAGUAUUUUGAGUUUUUAGUGCUCAUAUUCAGUUUCUGCUUGUAACAUCGCAUGAUCCAAAAUUUACCACUUGUCAGAGGGGGGAGAGUGAAGGGAAUGCACGCAUGUGCAAGUGUGCACAGUGAUUUUUGCUAUGACAUCAAGCAGCUGCAUCUUUGCCGCGUCAUACGUUGUGACGCAACUAGCCAUUGUAUCUAUCAGAAAUUCUGCAGACUUUCUUAAAAUCUGUGGGGAAUUAAUCACACGGUCUUCGUUCAUGUCCCCAUGUCAGAAGUUGGUAUUUUAUUUUUAGGCAUUUGUGUAGUUACGGUUUUAAAUGUUUUUCAAAACACUUGCCACAUAAAUAGUCUUCAAAUCUGUAACCACAGUAAAGGAAGGCUGAUAUCACUUUCGUUACUCAUCUGAAACACAUUGGGUGGAACACAGUGUAGUGUUUGUCUCGGUGAGAGUUGGAGGAACUUUACACACCUUGUUGAUAGCAUAUUAUAACUUAAAGUUCGCUGCUGGCAUUUAAAUUUUUUUUUUUAUGUUUACGUCAAUUUCAGAUCAAGUAUUUUUGGGAAUAGUAUGUCUGUACAGGAUUGCUUACAGCGUCACGGGGGAAUAGUCUGAAGGGGUAUCAAAGAAAUAAAAUCAGCAUCCCUGAAUAGAAUAUGCAGAAGAGAUCAGUUUGGUUUUUUAAAUGCCUUUUCUGCCCCCUUGAUAAUAGUAAUACUGAUGAUAUAUUUUUAUUAUUUACAUCUAUGUAGUGAAAACUUAUUCCGCAGUGCUUCCCAAUAUUGUAAACAGGGAGAUUUAAAGGGACACUGUAGGCACCUGAACUUCUUCAGCUCAUUGAAGUGGUUUGGGUACAAUGUCCCAUCACCCUUAACCCUGAGCAUGUAAUUAUUGCAGUUUUUAUAAACUGCAAUCAUUUCCUGCUAGGGUUAACUCCACGUCUAGUGGUGGUCUACCAGACAGCCACUAGAUGGGCUUCUGGGCUUCAAGGCUACUUUUGGUCACCUAAAUUAUACUUGACGUCUUUACGCUAUGUAUGGGGACUUCCAGUGUGUCAGGAAUCCCCAUAGGAAAUGUUCAUUAGGUCUCUCCCGCUGGCGAAAAUGAAUUUGCUCAAACAAGCUUACUUAAGUAAAGGUUAAGUAAACCUUUACCCAGGUUUUAUUGGACAAGUUAAAUGGUCACCUAGCACAAAGUUGACAAUUCUCCUGUUGAUAUACUGUAACAAUACAUCGUAAAUUGGUGACAGUUUACAAGAAAGUGUUACGUUCCCAUUUUUUUCUUUUUUUUUUUGGACGCCUUGUCAUAGUACCCCUUGUCUCUAAUUGUGCAAAUAAAACACAUUUACCCUAAACAAUGCAAAAUCUUUGAAAACCACUCUCCUAAACAGUUUAAGUGCCAUAAACAUUCAUAGGCAUUCUUAUGAUUAGUGACGUGCGAACAACAGUGUCAACCCCAAUUUGUGCUUAAAACCAUUAAAGAGAUGAUACAAUGACAAUGUGUGCUCUGCCAAUUAACUUUGAGCUAUUCCCAUUGUAAAACAGACUUUCAGUUGAGUGCAGGUGUCCUUUUUCAUAACAUUGUAAUUUUGCUUUCUUUACAGAUGUUUAGAUCUCUUUAUCUCUUUCACUCUAAGGAAAGCCAUUCAGAUUUUAUCAGAUUACAUUGAUGUAAACAAAAGGAAGCUGGAGUUUAAUCAGCAGCAGCCCUUUGAUGUCACAAUGUGCUGAAUUGCUUGCCUCCUUCACUGUUCCUGGUUCAUCUGCUUCUGUUUGAAACCUCUGCAGAAUUUGGAUCUUGUUAGACAUAGGAAAUGGUUGCAGGUCAUGUGACUAAUCGGCAACAAAACCUAGUUUUCCUCAUAGUGCUAAAUACUCUACUUUGUACGCAGUAUUUAAAUAAACCUCCCUUUUUAUUUGUUUGUUUAACCAAUAAUAGCUCUUGCAGGAUGAAUAAUAUUCAGCUUGAGUAUUUAAAAGAAUAUUCCAAGCCCUAUAACAACUGUAGCCUGUUGUAUUGGUUUUUGUGCCAAGAGUGACCUGGCACCCUCCAGUGGUAAGUAGUCAAACUGUUUUUUUGUGAACAGUUGACACUCACCUCAGUGAGGUGACCCUGUCAGAAAGGGCUUAACUCAAUUGAGCUAAGAAAAUGUUGUGUUCCUUCAUUUACAAACCUGCAUUCCUAACACUAUAGUUCCCUUGUACCUAGCACUACAUAUGUAUCCCCCCUCCACCCCCAUACCUUAAAAAUAAUAAAAUAAACUAAUUAUGUAAAGUUUCCAGUGACUCAUUUGGUGCUGCUUACCUCUCAACUUCCUGCAACAUCAUGGAGGAGGCAUGACCUCCUCCGCCAAUGGUCCAAUCUAGUACUCCUCACAGAGGAGCAUUGGAGACCUAAUGUGCAUGCACGGCGAGCAUAAACAUUUUUUAUUUUUUUUAUUUACUUAUUAUAUAGUUACUCUUCACUGCUUGCAGCCUUGGAUUUGUACAAAUUAGGCAGGCAUUUGAAAUUAAUUAUUUAAACCAUAUGUUUAAAACUUAUUUAUUGCAAACCCUUCUCAAUCUAGCUCCUGUAUAGCACACAGGAAUAAUGCGCACCUUGCAUUAACGUAAUCAAAAUUCUCUUCUGCGCCUCAUCUCUUCAGCUUACGUUUCUUCUGGAAUGUCAUCUGAAACGUUUGUAAGCGUGCUUUUGCGAACCCUUGGGCUGUUGUUAAGCAGGCAGCCUCACUAUGGGCUUUAGUUUUCCUCACCAGAUGACACAUUGUGUUAGUUUAACAAUUCCACACGUGUUCUGGGUCAGGCACGCAGCCAAGAGUUCUGCGUUUUGCCAGCAUGGGAAAAUAAGCAUUAGGAUUUUCAGUAAUCCACAGAUCCGUCUCAGUUCGGCUCUUGUUCAUCACAGGCUGAGCGAGAGAGCUAUGGGGAGAUUGCUAGUAUUAGGUGGGAUGGGUAAUGAAAGGGUAGUUAGACUGUGAUAUGCGAUUUUCUUUAAAUGGAAAAUAUCUGUAAGUUGUGGUUUGGAAACCUACUUCUUGUUUAAUUUUACUGAUGCACGAUACAUAUGCAACCAAAGAUGUAUAGAAUUUGUAGUGAAGUCUAUUACGCCAAAUAUUGAUUCAUCUUCAGUAUAACAAUGAAUUACAAGCAGAGCUUUUUUGCCAUUCCUGAUGGAUAUUGUUCAUAUGUGACUUAUGGCUAGACUUGGGCAUGGCAAAAAUGUGUUGCUACAUCCGAAUUGAUAUGGUUCGAAUUUAUGAAAUUGUUCAGUUGUAAAGAAUGUAAAUGUGCAGUUCAAUUAUGCCUAGUUUCGAUUAUGGUCGGUCUGAAUCUGUCUAUGUAUAGUGCAGAGGUGCCCAAAAGGUAGAUCCCCAGAUGUUUUAAAACUACAUCUUCCAUGAAGCUUUGUCAUUCUAAAGGAAUUCUAAAUACAUGCAAAGCAUCAUGGGAUUUGAAGUUCAGCAACAUCUGGGGAUCUACCUUUUGGGCAGCCCUGGUAUAGUGCAUAUAACCUAAUCGGUUCUGCACGCUUAGAAAAUAAAUGUUCUAAUUACCCAAUUGCCAAAGUGGGAAAGACCCCAGACAGCAAGGUGUGACACACACACGCACAUUCUAACUUAAAAUUGGAGUAGUUCAAACCCCUGCUUAAUGACAUCACUUGCAAAAUGAUUCUUCCCCAUGUCAAUACAAGUAUAGUUGGUGUAUGUGCAACUUAUAUACCCACUAACUUUGAUAGUCUACUCAAUAGCAUUGUUUAUAUUUUAUCAGAAUGCUGGAGAACACUGUAAAGCAAAAUAGGACAAAAUUAACUGUUAUUUUGCGCAAUAAUUCUAAUUUCAGUAAAUUGAUACAAUGCCUCUUUUCCCCCAUAUAAUUACUAAUUAAAGGGACUUAUUGUCACCAAAACAAUGCUUGCUUAAUGAAGCAAUUUUUGUGUAUAGAUCAUGCCCAUAAAGUUUCACUGCUGAAAUCACUGCCAUUUAGGAAUUAAAACAUUUUUGUGUCUUAGUAUGCAGCCCAAGUCACACCUCCCUGGCUGUGACUGACACAGCCGACAUGAAAACAAAAUGGUUUCACCUUCAAUCAGAUGUAUCUUACUUUAGAACCUUUUUUUAUCUCAUGCUCUGUAAAUUGCCCUUUAAUUAUAUAUAGGACGCUCCUGCAGGCUCUAGCAAGCUGUUAACAGAGCAGGAGAUAGAAAAUUCUAAUUCGAAAUAAAACAUAAUUUGCAAUAAAGAAAGUGUAAACAUUAGAUGAUUCUUUACAGGAAGUGUUUACGAAGGCUGUUUUAACAUGCAGAGUAAUCUCUACCUUACAUACCUGUCUCCUGCUCUCUCCUAUGGGACAGUGCUUUGCUCUCUCCUCCAGCUCUGCUUCACUCCUACUUGAUAUUUAUUGUCCUAAUGUUUCAAAUACCCCACCUCCAAUAGUCUGCAAGCUCGUUUGAGCAGGGUCCUCUUCAACCUAUUGUUCCUGUAAGUUUUCUUGUAAUUGUCCUAUUUAUUGUUACACCCCCCCUCUCAAAAUAUUGUAAAGCGCUACAGAAUCCGUUGGCGCUAUAUAAAUGGCAAUAAUAAAUAAAUAAAUAAACAUGCAGUAAGCUGUGAUCUAACUCCUAAAUGGCAGAUAAUUGAGCAGUGAGACAGCAGGGGCAUGAUCUAUACACCAAAACUACUUCAUUAAGCUAAAGUUGGCUUGGGACUAUAGUGCCCCUAACUAUUGUGUGGGACUACACAUUUCAAACACCUCUGUUUGUUUUUACAGUGAUUGUGGGAAAUGCUCUGUACUUCCACCAAAAACAAAAUAAGGGCAAGAAAUUACUCAUUCUCCUCACCCACAUUCUCUUCUGAAAAGGGCUCGUUGUAGAAGCUGUAGAACUGGGUGUUUUCGGAAAUACUUUGUAUAGUGUUUUGUUAUGGUGUGUGUGUGUGUGUGUGUAUGUAUAUAUAUACAUAUAUAUUCAUUACAUGUAUUACAUGCAAGACCAUUUAAAGACUUUAAGAUGUCACAGUUUCGUUUUGUAUUGCUGAUUUGUAGCAACAAAUUAUAUACAUGCAGUAAACCUGUAACGCAUACUGCAGUACAAUGUAGUUUUUGAAAUUUAUCACUAAAUAUAUGAUUAUAAGGUUUGUGUUUGUGUGUGUUUUCUUCCCUGUGGAAUCCUGGAAUUCUUGUAGUUUUUAUUUCAUAUUUUGGUAUUUUUUCUAUAAAUAAUCAUAUUGUGUAAUCUGUAAGGUUACUGCUGUCUAUCACUAGUAUUUAGCCAGUUAAGGUUUUGUCACUUACAAGCACUCAGCCUUUUCUGGUCUGGUUUUCCCCCCCUCAGUGUUUCCCCUUUUUAACCACUUAUGUAUCAGUAUGAUGUUUGCCUACGUUGUUGAUGCUGUACGUGCAUGCCGAUACACAAUCAGACUGUAUCACGAGAUGCCUGUAAGGGUGGAUGCUUAGCCAGCCCACAUGUUACUGAUGCUGUUCAGUGUGCAAUAGACAAGCCAGCAGAUCCUGUAACAGGAAAUUCUCUGCUGGCUAAAGGUCACAUGAGGACAGGAGAGAAUACCAAGAAGUUUCUUGCACCUCAGAGGCUCUAUGUAGGAGCAGUAGAACAACAACAAAUGAUAAUAAAUACUUGGUCUUUAACCCUGCUGUGAAAAUAUGUUCUACACAAUUUUUCACAAAUGUAAUUGCAUGAAAUAGUCAGAAAGUGGUGGUCAGGUGGGAGGGGAGAAAUAUACAAGAAAUAUUCUGUUAAAUUUCCCUUUUCUCUCUUUUCACUCAUGUUCAAUUUUUAACACUUUCAAUGCCUGAGGGAAUGUGCCAACCUUUAUGGCAUGGGCAUUAAUUGAGCAUUACUGGCUAAAAAAAAUUUGGAAAUCUAGGUAAAUGGGACAGGGAAGACCUAGUCUAUAAUAAUUCCUGUGUGUACAUAUAUGUAUGAAUACACCAAGGUAGUAGGAUCGUCAUGAGCAAAGUAAAACCAGUAGAAAGAGUGGAGCAGCACUGUCAGAUUGUAGCCACAAAGAGUAUUUUUUUAUUUUUUUCCUCCCCUCUCCUCAUUAUGUUCUCUUAGGUGGGCACUGUCAUACUUAAGAACCAGGCUUAACCACCCCAAAGAGCACCCUCAUCCUUAUUAAGGAGAAGUAAUGAGCUAUUUGUAAAAGGCCAGUCUGCCCAUAAACAGUAAUGCAGGCAAAAGGGUGAGGUAAUUAAUAAAAAGGUGUAGUUAUAUGUUUUAAAUGAGCCAUAGGGUUGGAGGAGGAGGAAGGGGUUAAACACUUACCUUUCUGUAGCGGUGGGCUCCCUCAGCACUGGGGACUCUACUCCUCCUUCCGACAUCAUCGGCUGAAUGCGCAGCAAGAGCAGCGCGCGCAUUCAUUCAUUCCGUUCAUGGGAAAGCAUUCUCAAUGCUUUCCUAUGAAUGGUGGCAUCUUCUCACUGUGAAAAUCUGUGAGAAGCGCCUCUAGCAUCUGUCAAUGAGACAGCCACUAGAGGCUGAAUUAACCCAUUUGUAAAUAUUGCAGUUUCUCUGUUUACAGCAGGCAGGGUUAACCCUAGAUGGACCUGGCACCCAGACCACUUCAUUAAGCUGAAGUGGUCUGGGUGCCUAUAGUGGUCCUUUAAUGUUUUGAAUGACCGCUAGGAUCUAGUAUUAUACUAUUGUGACAAAUAAUUGCAAUUACUAUGUUUACAGUGGAAUAUGCACAUUAAACAAUUACAUAGCAAUCUCACACGUAUCUUGUAUCAUGGAAAGGAUCAGAAGUUAUCAAUGCAGAAUAUGUGAUGGCAAGGCACAUGUACACCUCUAUUAUGGUAAUCGCUCAAGUCCACGUAUAAAUGUUUGGUUUUUCUCUUGUUUUAUUUUUGGGGGGAUUCAUUUCUUCAAAACAUAUUCAGCAACCUGGGCUUAUAUCAUAUACAACCUGUGAAGGUCGGGCAGCCAUGUUUGACCUUCGUGCACCCAAGUUUCAAAGCUUAGAAUCUAAAUGGGUUAAGGAACACUCCAAUGUUAAAACCUAAUAUUGCGAAUUUAAUGUUGCAGUGUUCCUUUAAGUAGUGGAUGCCCACUAAUUUGCUUUUGUUUUUCUCUCUAAUGGAAAGUCCUUUCUCACUGCUGCUCCACACCACCCACAGAAGACACACUGAAGUGCUUAAGUCUAGACUGUCCCUUUAAUUACCCCAUUUCAAAAACAAGUACUUUUAACUAGACGUGUGCAUUCGUUUUCGUACGAAUACGAUUUUGGAUGAAAAUUCAGGUUUUUUCGAAAGUCCUACAUACAAAAUUUAAACUAAACGAAAGGGCAAAUCCCGAAUGCAUUACCAUUUCGUUCGUUUGAUAAACUCCCUGAUUGGUUGCUUUCAAAAAAGAAAGCAAGCUACCAAUCAGUGUUAUGAGUCAAAUUAAACAACAUGGGAAAAUUCCAAAGAACUUUUCAACGCUGUGUAAAAUGACACAGGGCACUCUGGUUGGAUUUCAAGCCGACCAAUCAGAGUGCUGUGACCGGUAAAUGUGUAGAGACUUACCGGUCAGUCUCUUCAUUUACCUGUCAGAGCACUCUGAUUGGUUGGCUUAAACCAGGAGCACUGAUUUAUAUUUAGUUUGAAAUGACAGCGAGCAGCCACUUAAAAUUGGAUAUAAAUGUAUCCUAUAUAGAAAUGUUAGAGCUAUUUGUGUAAAAAAUAGCUACUUUUUCAUAUUGCAACAUUGUUAUAGUUUUGGUAUAACUUUUGGUUACACGUACUCUUACUGUAGUUCUCUAUCACUUCUAUAUAAGAUACUGAUUUUUAUAUUCAGUUUUAAAUGUUUAGGCGACAUGCCCUUACUACACGGAGGGACCUGGCACAGGUACGGGGAUGUUGGAGGAUUUAACCUGUGCCUAUUGCACUAGUGACUGGGCAGCAAUAAUUGUCCAGUCACUAGUACUUUUACAUUUGUUUAGGUGACAUGCUGCAAGUAGGGGCAUGUUGGAGGAUUUAACCUCCCUUUUAUUAAUAUGGGGGUCAUAGUAACCCCCAUUGGUUUUCGUGCGGGGGGGUAGGAAUGGUUAUUUAUGACAAGGAGGGAGCUGGUUUUGCUGCCAGCUCCCUCCUUGUUUUUUGGGGUUUAUUUUUGCGUAUGCACAGUGCUGUUUUCGUCCCAAUGGACGAAAACACAUUUAUUUGUUAUAACGGAUAAAAUUCCGGAUUGACCAAUUAAAUUUUUAUUUAGUACGAAAUAAUUAAUACAAAAUGGCACAUGUCUACUUUUCAUAUUGUUUCCUGGUCAGAUUCAUGUAACGAGUGUCUCGCUUCAGAUAUAGUGGUCAUUAAAGGACCACUAUAGGUACCCAGACCACUAGUUUUAACCCUGCAGCUGAAAACAUAGCAUUUUCAGUGAAACUACUAUGUUUCAGUGAGGGUUAAUCCAGCCUCUGGUGACUUCCUCAGUGACCGCCACUAGAGGCCGCUUCCGCAAUUCUCACGGUGAAAAUCACAGUGAGAAGGCGCUUACAUCCAUAGGAAAGCAUUGAGUAAUGCUUUUCUGUGAGAGGUUUGAAUGCCCCGCAUGCGCAUUCGGCGCUGACGGCAUUUGGAGGAGAGGUCAUCUGGGCCGAGGGAGCUUAGCACUGGAGAAAGGUAAGUGGCUGAAGGGGUUUUAACCCCUUCAGACCAGUGGGAGGGGGGCCAUGAGGGUGGGGGGGACCCAAGGAAACAUAGUGCCAGGAAAACAAGUUUGUUUUCCUGGCACUAUAGUGGUCCUUUAAAGGCAGCAGUUCCCUGCAUAACGGGUCAUUCUAACAGAGACAUAUUUCCAUGUAAUGGAAUGCUAAAAAUUAUCUAGAUUCUACAUUGUUAUGGUGAUAUAAUGGGUGAUUGGACCCUUUGUCAAACCAUAGUGUCAUUUAUUAUUGAAAUUAAAUGUAAUUUGAAAAGAGACCGAUGAUCAACAGUUGUCCCCAUGUGUGCCCCAUUUCUCUUUUUGCUCUCUCCCCCCACCCCACCUUUUUUUUAAAAUUUUUUAUUAAUGCGAAACACUAUUCAGGUUAAUGUAUGUCGUUUUUUGUUUUGAGUUUUGUUUUUGAUGUUGUAGACUGCCUAAUUGAGACUGUGAAAUUCUAUCUCUUUGUGUUACUGGAAGCAUGGGGUUUCCCCUGAGACUAGAAACUACAAAUUAUGGUUAGAUUGUGACUGUGUAACUUUGACUGUUUGCAGUUCCUGCAGGUGAAGAGGACUAAAUGGUUGGCUGAGGUCAUGUCCCUUGGUCUCCUGGUCUGAAUGAUUUCAAAUUUGGCAGUUAUGUCUAAAACAGAAUGCUCUGUUUAAGCAAGAGCCUUCAGCAAAAACAAAACUAAAGAGUACCUUUGGACCCAGAUCCCCCUCUCUCAUUUUUUUUUUUUUUAUCUACCAUAUGUUUCGUAGGAGGCUGCUGUGUUUCAGCAAUAAAUAUCACCUUAAUCUCUCUUGAAACAGCAAUACAUGUGUUUAGAAAUAUGUACCGUAUAUACUCGUGUAUAAGUCGAUCUCAUGUAUAAGUCGAGUGCAGUUUUGUGACCAACAAUUGUGAAAUAUGCUAUGCCUCGUGGAUAAGUCGAGGGUAAAACUUGGGGCUAUGAAAUUCUGUGAUUUUUAUAAUUAUAUACACACACUCUGCAUUAAACACACACACUUAUACAAACACAUACUCUGCAUUAUAUAUAUAUAUAUAUAUGUGUAUAUAUAUGUAUGUGUAUGUAUGUGUAUAUAUAUGUAUGUGUAUAUGUAUAUGUGUAUAUGUAUAUAUAUAUAUAUAUAUGUGUAUAUAUAUAUAUAUACACACACACACACACUCUGCAUUAUACACACACACUCAUACAAACACACACUCUGCAUUAUAUACACACACACUCAUACAAACACACACUCUGCAUUAAACACACACACUUAUACAAACACAUACUCUGCAUUAUAUAUAUACACACACACACACACACACACACACACACACACACACACACACUCAUACAAACACACACUCUGCAUUAUAUACACACACUCUGUGUAUAUAAUGCAGAGUGUGUGUUUGUGUAGUGUGUGUGAACUGGGUGGGGGGAGGGCAUUUUUAUUAUUUAAAAAAAAAUAUUUUUUUAAUAUUUUUUUAUUAUUUAAAAAUUUUUUUGCCCCACUCCCUGCUUGUUAACUGGUCAGGGAGGGGGGCUGUCUUAAUCCCUGGUGGUCCAGUGGCAUGGGCUGUGAAGUGGGGGGGCCGGCAGGAAGCAUUUACUUACCUUUCCUGCAGCUCCUGUCAGUUCCCUUCUCCUCCGUUCCGUUCAGCUCCACUGUAAGUCUCGCGGUCUGGUUGCCGCGGGAUCGUUGCCAUGGCUCUGACGGCCGCGGCUCUCUAAGUUGCCAUAAUACAGACAGUGACUCGAGUAUAAGUCGAGUGGGGGUUUUUAAGCACAAAAAAUGUGCUGAAAAACUAGACUUAUACUUGAGUAUAUACUGUAAAUAAGAUACAGGGUUAUUCUAAAUGAGAUUUCCAGUUAUGUAGAUUAUCUCUUACAAUCUAUACAAAACUUGGGAUUUUUUAAUUUAUUUGUUUUAUUAUUGUUGUUACUGUAAAGAACCCCUUCCAAUGUCAUUGAUAAAGUCUCUCUUCAAGUCUGAAUGGGUGACCUCUUCUAUUCUAUUAAUGAACAUGUUAUCAGAGAAUUUAUUUUACGGGCCCUGUUAAUAUUUGUAUAUUGUUGUAAUAUCGCCCCCGAUUUUACAUUUUUUUUUUCUAAAGUAGGCAUGUUGAUGUUUUUGUGUUUUUUUUUACCUUUCUUCGUAACUAAAAUCUUCCAUUCUCCAAAUUAAUUUUGGAACCAGCUGUCUUCUAGAACAGCAUACUUUAAAACAGCUGCUCCAUAUUGCACUUUACCAUUGAUUUAUAAAGACAUGAUUGUAUUAUCUAAGUGACCAAUCCAUUUUUUUCGGCUUGCGAAGCAGGCGUAACGAUUGUACGUGAAUGGUUCGUGUGUUAACCUUGUACCCAAAGCUUUAAGAAUACACUUUGUCCCUAGAAGAAUGUCGCAGUUGUAGCUUCAUUUUUCAAGAUGUUCUUUGUCCUUAGUCCUUAUCUGUCACUACGGGACAUCGCUAAUUAAAAAUGUAGGGUCAAGAGCAUUGGGUCUCUUAACAAGAUUCCUGUGUGGAGUUGCUAGGUUCACAGGGCCGCUCUGAAUACUGUUCACAGGGACUAACAUUGACCAUCAUUACACCACUUAAGUUUCUUGUAAUGAAAAUACUUUUUCUUUUGUUUGUUAUACAGUUUGACAUAACUAAUUGCAAAAAAAUGAUGUCUUUAUUUUCACAUUGGAUUCUGUGGUGUGAAACAUGGCUGGGUGGGUUUGUCGUGCAGUAACAUUUAGUGUCGGUCAAAGCAUACAAAGCUGGGUCACACAGCCUUGUUCUGAUUGUGUAAGUUUAUAACGAGUCAAAACAGUUUUUGAGCCAUUUGUAUUUUUGCCUUGGGUGAGGCACCUCCUUCUGACUUUACUACCAAUCACUGGAGACUGCUUAGGAACUUCCUGCUCUUGCAUUGGUUAUGGAGGGGUGAGUAGCACCCAGCACACAUCAGGUAAGAAGUCAAACUGUUCAAAAAUGGUUUUAACUCCUUUUAAUGAGGGGGAUUCACUGCCGGAACUAUAACAACUUCUAGUGGUUAUGGCAAGAACACAUGAGCACACCUAGAGCAUCAGGAGGUGACCGCGUUUCUCUGACAUUAAAGUGUACUAACACCACUACAGCCUUAAAUCCCUCGUUUACAUGUAUGAUAAUUUAACUUCUGUUAUUUUGGUUGUUGCUUUUAAGUUUUGUGAUUUAUUGUUUUGCCUGUUUCUGGAUUCUGUCCAUACAGGUUUCACAUGAACAAGCUGGUGUUUGUUUGUUUGUUUGUUUGUUUUUUGUUUUGUUUUUUAAAUCAAAUUCUGGUAGAUCUUUGCUUGGCUCUCACAUUUUCAAUCAAUAAGUGUGAGAUUCUGUCAGCCACGAGACAAAAUAAUCACAGCAAUUCCUUGGAGACACACAGAGAGCUAUUGUUGUGUAGUGCAUGCCUGCCCUGUGAUGAAGUUUCUGUACAAAAUAAACGUGAUCCGAAUGGCAGAUUAGCCGCAAGCCACUUGUCCUCCUAGACAUAAGUAUUACUUAUUUCGAUUACUCUGCUUGUUUAAAUCCCUAUAAAACAAUGUCUGGAAGUCCUAGGCACUUCCUAAUUUUAUGACUAGCGACAAACUCCACACAGGAAGGAAGUGAAGUACAGAACUAUUUUUAAAUUUUAAUAUAUUUUGUGUGUGGUGGGUUUUGUGUUUUUUUUUUCUCCUCCAAAAAUGAAUAGCUUUAUUACAUGCUUUCGUUAAAAAGAACUGUUAUUCUUCACGACUGUACACAAGACAGACCAUAAAUACUCACAGAUACUUGGCAACAUAAGCAUUGCCGUUUAGGAAGAAAAGAAACUGUUUCUAAAGUCUAGACAGAGCAUUGUUAGGCAAACGUGUAGCUCUCAAGCUUUCUUUUCCUUUUUUUUUUUUUUUUUUAAUAUUACUCUGCUUCAAAAACAAAUAGUUUCUGUAGUAUUGUGUAUUUGAACUCACAAGGUCUACUGCAACAGUAUCUGUUUGAGAUUUCUGAGGUCGGUCUGUUAAAACACCAACUGUGAUUGUACAUUACACGUCAUUUUCUUGUGUUCCGAUCUCUUUAGAUCUUCAGAGCUGACUCACUUAGCCUUUAAAAUUAGUAUAAUUAAGUUGGGUAGUGAUAAUGGCUAUCAAUCCUCUGCCAAUUCGUUACUCUUCUGUUUUCUUUUUACACCAUCACUCUUCGUGACAUUAUUUUUUUCAGGUCCAAUUUUAGGAUUUUAGAACCCCUUUUUUUAUGCUGUCAACCUGUCCUUCCAAUAUGUUGCCCGAAGUCUUGGAACGCAUCCCUACUUUCCCCUUCUAACUUAAACCAUGUCUACCAUUUAAAAAAAAUAAAAAAAUUUUAAACAAACUUCUAAAACUGAACAUCUAAUCUUUCUCCAUUCUAAUAUUGCACUUCCAUCUAUCUUGCUGUAAGUCAGUAAAACCUCCAAUAGCCUAACCCACCAAGCUCCCACAUUUUUCUCCCGACAUUUAGUCUGUCUCAAAAUUGUUUAACUUAACAAGUACACAAGACAGUACUGAAACAUUGUCUUAUCCUUUGAACUCCAAAUAAAAGACUGCCUGUUAUAAAGAAGCCAAUUGGUGUACCCAGACAUAUGUUUUUGUUCUAAUUGUUUAGCAACCAUUUUAAAACAAAAUGAAAUAAAUAUUGCUUAUACUCACCCCCUUUUUGAAUGCUUUAUUAAACUGCACUUGUUCAUGCAAUUCUCAUUACCUGUUUUUAACUCCUUUAUCAUCAGCCUUCUGAAUACUCCCAUUGUCCCACUUAAUAAGUCUGUAAAGAAUGUUGCCACCAAGCUUAUCUUCCUGAUUCAUUGCUCCUCACACCAUUUUCAAUUUAUGGCAUUGGAAACUGCUGACUCUAAUUUAGAGAGCCCUCAACAAUUCCACUUUGCAUCACAUUACUCCCUAGGUAACAAAUACUCACUUUCUUGUUCCCUUCGCUCUGUGAAUGACCUCGUCCUCUGUUAAUUCACAUAACCUGUUUGUUUUGUUUAGCUUGUUUUGGAUGAUAGACGUUUUAAAUUAAAUCUUGAUUUUAAAGGGAGCUGUCACUAACUGGGAUUUUUAAUAUUUUGUUUAUUUAUCCAUACAUUAACCCUUUAAGGACUGGACUGUUUUGGCCAUGUUGUACGUUAAGGACCAGAGCUGUUUUAACACUUUUGUGGUGUUUGUGUUUAGCUGUAAUUUUACUCUCUCUCAUUUACUGUUCCCAUACAAAUCCUAUAUUGUUUUUCUUUUUUUUUCCAGGACAAGAAGGGCUUUCUUUACAUACCAUUAUUUGUAUCAUGUCAUAUAUUUUACUAUAAAUAAAAUAUGGCGAAAAAUUGAAGAAAAAAAACAUGUUUUUGGACUUUUUACUUGAAAAAUCUUUUAUUUAUCUACAAAAGCUAAUGAUAAAAACUGCAAAAUUAGAUUAAAAAUGUUGUUCUGAGUUUUAAAACUCCCAGUGUUGAUCUGCGUUUUUGCUUUUUUGUGUGUGCAAGUUUUAGGGCUAUAAGUACAAGUAGGACAUUGCUGUUUCAAAAUAUAUACUUUUGAAAUGUAUCAAUAGUGACAUUGUAACACUGUUAUCUGUCAUAAAUCUCUGACUCACAUUGAAUACCCUGGGUUGACUACUUUAAUUAAAUGUUUAAUCUAUUUAAUUAAAGUAGUCAACCCAGGGUAUUCAAUAUGGGUUAUGUCUAGUCUUUUUUAGUAGCCACUUAGUCACAAACAUUGGCCAAAGUUAGCAUUUAUAUCUGUUUGUGUGUUUAAAAAAAGCAAAAAACAAUUAUGAACACUAACUUUUGGCCAGUGUUUGUGACUAAGUGGCUACUAAAAAAGACUGAACAUAUCCCAUUUGCAAUACCUUGGGUUGUCGUCUUUUCCAAAUGGUAUGCCAUCAUGGGGGUAAUUCUCAUUCUUUGGCUACCAUAUGCUCUCAAAGGCAACAUAACCAAUCUGUCAAAUUUCAAUGUGUAAAAAACAAGUAAAAAAAAUCAAGCAUUAUAUCUGACCCUGUAACUUUCAAAAACACUAUAAAACCUCUACAUGGGGGGUACUGUUAUACUCAGGAGACUUUGUUGAAAGCAAAUAUUAGUGUUUCAAAACAGUAAAGCAUAUCGCAACAAUAUCAUUAGUGAAAGUGCCGUUUCUGUGUGAAAAAUGAAACGUCACUUUCACUGACGAUAUCAUCGCUGUGAUAUGUUUUACUGUUUUGAAACUCUAAUAUUUGUGUUCAGCAAAGUCUCCCGAGUAUAACAGUACCCUCCAUGUAUAGGUUUUAGGGUGUCAUAGAAAGUUACAGGGUUAAAUGAAGUGCUAGCAAAUUAAAUUCUCUGGACUUUCCACCUGGGUUGUCAGGCAGGUCCCUCAAAUAGCAAUCAAUAAAAUUACUUAAUUAUGUAAAAAUAAUGCAUAAAUAUGCAAGUAGAAUAUAAAUAUAUAUACAUAUUUAUAUAUUUGAAGUCUACGUGCAUAUUUAUGAAAUUAUUUAUGUAAUUUUGUAUAUGGACAUAUGGACAUUUCAUAUUAUUUUUAUUUGUGUAUAUAUAGAUCAUUUCAUUCUAAGUGUAUUGUGAUAUAUAAAAAAAAUAUUAUCAAAAUACCGUUAGAUUAAAAUUAUUUAUAUAUAUAUUAGUUACAUUUAAAAAAAUUUUUUUUUACAUUUUCUAUUUCUAUUCUUAUUUAUAUUUUAUAAUAUAUAUUAGUUAUAUAAAUUAUAUAUGUGUGUAAUUUAAUUAUAAGUAUUUUUAUAGUCCUAUAUGUAUAUAAAAAUACACUUUGACUAUAUAUAUAUAUAUAUAUAUAUAUAUAUAUACACACACAGCAACUAUUGCGGCCAUGUGACCGCUCCGUAAGAGUGAUCACGUGGCCCCGGGGGCCUAAUUUGCCUAUAGGCAGUCCCCCCCCGGUCCGGGAGCAACGCCGAUCGCCACUGGGUGAACAGCUGCAAUCAGGUAAGUACAUAAUACUGUUAUGACCAUUCAGGACCGUCAUCGGUCCUCAAGGGGAUGUUUCCGGUGACGGCCCUAAACCGUCAUCGGCCCUUAAUGGGUGAAACAAAUUAUGUUUUUGUAAGGUGUGAAAAAUAAAAUAUAACUUAUAAAUCCGCAUCUCUUCAUUUUGCAGCUUGGUGUAUCCAUUUUGGCUCCCUUUCAGUCCUUGUAAUAAGCACUUUGGUUUGUCCCAACUAAUUUAUGAUGUUAUUUGGUAAAUCUUCAAUAUAAAGUUAAAAGAAAAUAGAGCAUUUCAUGAAAAAAAUCAACACUAGUUAUAGGUGAUUUUUCAGGGUUUCUUUAAUGGUGCAUUUUCCAAAGAAGCUUCCUUUCAAAGGCAUUUCCUUUUUUUUUCUCUCUCAUUUUUAUUAAAUCCUAGCACUGUUUACUGUAAAAUUGGUUUUGUUUAGAUUGUUAACAUGGGUGAGGAGAGAAGGUUAAGUCAUAUGUGAUUACUUGGCUGUGUGUUUUAAGAACUGUUAGAUACAUUGUUUAAAUGAUUUUGGUUGCAUAAAUCAAAUCAUUAUUUUGACAUUCGACUUAAAGCAGAGUAUAUUUUUAUUUAUUUAUUUUUAAUGUUCAGCGGACUAAAAUAUUUCUAACAUUUGCUUGAGUGGGCAUUAAGCAUCAUCAAAUAUAUUUUGCUUUCCUGCUCAGUGGUAUGCUGGAAAAUACUUUAGGAACUACUCGAAAAUGUGCAUACUCUAGCUCAUUGGUAGUCAACCUUUUUCUACCUACCGCCCACUAAUGCAUCUUUUUGGUUGAAAAAAUGUCCUUACCGCCCACCAGUUUUCGCGCAAGUGCAGAAUAUUUUUUAGAAAGGAGGGUGUUUUAAAAAAAAAAUAAAAAAUUUACGUACAUUUAUCUUUUUAUUUCUGCUUAGUGCAUGUUAAUAAUGUUUUUUUAACUUUAUAAAGUUUAAUGAGAAAACCAUAAAGUAAAUUGAAAUUACCUUUACUAGUGAUUAAUGAGAUCCUUGAGGUUGAUACUGCAAGACUAAAUAUUUGAAAUCUGGUUCGAUUUCCGUAAGGAACAAACGAAGGUCUCCUCUUUCGGUGAUAUUCAGACAACUUAUCUGUUUGCGCAUAAUAUGAUUUCUCAUCUGUGCGUCAGCUCCCCUCCUCUUUUCUCAAUUCCCAUCCCCACUUUUUUUUUAAUUUUUUUUUUUUUUUUAUUUUUUUUUUUUUUUUUUUUUUUUUAACCUUCCUUAUAGCAAUGCCCAGUAGGAAGGCUGAGCUAGGUAUCCCACUUACUAUUACUUACUAUAGCCCACUAUAACAGGCACACACACAUACAUGCAUAUAUACAUACACACACACACAGACAGGCAGGCACACAAGACACAUACAUACAUACAAACAAACAUGCAUACAAAGGCACAUACACAAACAUACACAAAAUAUUUUAGUCACCCUCCUGUUUCCUACCUUUAAGAUGCAGGAGGGUGACUUUCCCUGGGGUCCAGUGGUGGCUCAGGUGGAUGGGAGUUAGAGUUCCCACUCUGACUCCCUGGUCUUCCUCCCGCGCGGCUCUCAGUGUUAAUUGGAGGAGUGACGUGCAGUCACUUCCUCCCAGCUCGGUGAUGUAAUCACAGGGGGCCCGGUCGCACUGUUAAAGCGCCCCCUUACAAUCCACAUCCAUCGGGUGGCCCUGACAGCAUGGGCCCAUGAUGGAACCCUCCAUAUGCGGCACUGGUGGUUUGCCGCGCUGUAAAUGGUGAUGGCGGUACCUGGUCGCAGGGGUACCGCUGGCUCGCAAGCCCGCCCAGUCUCUCAAAAUAAGAAAAUCCCUACUGCCCACCUGGAAUCCUGAAAUGCCCACUAGUGGGCGGUAGGGACCAGGUUGACGACCCAUGCUCUAGCUGCUGCCUGGUUUCCUGUAAAUGUUUAAUUUAUAUUUUUUUUUCUUCAUUGCUUCUGCACAGAUGAAAAUCUGAUAUACAGACUUCAUUACAGAAUGCUGUCCGAUAUCUAGAACAAAUUACUUAAAGUCUAAAUGCCAAAACCACUGUAGACUCGAGGCACCACUUCUUGGUCCAGUUUCAAAACGUUUUCAAGUGGUCCCAACCCCUUGCUUGUGUUUGUGUUUGCCUUCAGUAAUCAGAACAUAUCAUAACAGUGUAUGUUUUUAAUGUUUUGUGGUUUGCAAAUCAAUUUACAAUCAUGACAAACUGACCACAAAAAUCCUGUAUGCCGUCCAUUCCUUAUUGAGAAUACAAAUACAAAAAGAAAAGUCCUGCGCUCAGUCCCAUCACUCCUGGGCUGCACCCCCCUAGACGGGUCCUACACUGACCCUUCAUCUUGCUUCCUUGAGCCUCUGGCAAAGAUAUCUCUAAUGAGACAGAAAGGUAUAUAUAUAUUUUUUUUAUAUACACCCCUAUAUACUUAUUAACCCUUAAUAGGCAGGCGGGCCUAGACGUUGGCAGGUGGGCAUUCCCUCCAGUGGCCAUUGGAGUAACUAAAUGACCUCCAUUUGUUUAAAUAUACAUAGGGAUUAAGGAGAGGGCGCAGGUAACUUUUUUUUUUUUUUUUUUUUCCUUAUUGGGAAUAACCCAUUUAUUUUUUCUUGGUUGCAUUCAUUGCAUAAUAAAUAUAAUCUUAUCUUUUAUCUUUACAUAAUAAAAAUGAUUAUUAAAAAUAGUGAACCUGGAUCACUUUAAAAAUACAGAUAUUUAUGAAUUUUCUUGCGGUGAACCUUUCCCAUACACUCAUACCCAAUGAAAUGUGGAGUUCCUCUAAAAUCCACACAAACUCAUUUUCCUGGCACUAUAGUGUUAAUAGGUCCCCUCCCCCCCCCACCCUCAGGGUCCCCCUCCUGCCGGGCUCUAUGUGGAGGAAGGGGUUAAAGGCUUACCUUUCUCCAGCACCAGGUUCCCUCGGCCCUGGGGAUUCUCCUCCUUCCGCCGAAUGCGCAUGCGCGGCAAGAGCCAUGACAUGGUCGGACCAUGCACCGAUCACAAUGACUGUGACCUCCCCUCUCUUUGAGCCCCGUACCACACACUGGUGCCUUAACGAAACUCUCUUCUCUGACACGACCCUGGUUAAAGACGCGCACACACAACACUGACGCCGACACACCCGCCCAUAUUAUCUGGGAGGCCCAUAAGUGCACAAUACAGGGAUUCUUCUUGGCAAGGUGCGCCACUCUGUAGAAAAACCGAGAGACUACGUUCAGAGACCUCACAGAUAAAAUCCAGGACUUGGAAACUCGACACAAAACUGCCCACAACCUAGACACAUAUGAAGAGCUAGCAGAAGUGAGAGGGCAACUAUCCUCUCUCCUCCGAUAACGCAACCAACACUCUUGAGCACCCUAAAGCAUUCUUCUACAUAAAUAGUGAUGAAUGCAGCAAACUUCUUGCCGCACUUAUAUAUAAGAAACUGAAUAAGAUGUAUAUUACCGACCUACGCGACACCCAGGGCCAACCACAGAAGAUGCCAACACGCAUUGCCGAAGUAGCACGCAACCUCUUCAAAAACCUGUACUCAAAGAACUUGCCCGCAGGCACACCCCAGACCACCAACACCAUACGAAUUUACCUGGCCGAUAAUCUGCACAUGAAACUCCCGGAGGCAGCGUCUGAGGUGCUGGAAGCCCCCCUGACUAUGGAGGAAUUAGCACUCUGCAAGAGCCCGGGCCCUGAGGGACUGACAAUACGAUAUUAUAAACUGUUCUCAGAUGUCCUAUCUACACAUUUCCUGUCCGCCUACAACUCAUUGACCCAGGGACAGAAGCUUACCUGCCAGAUGCUUGAGGCAAACAUAACCCUGAUACGUAAUGAGGGAAAGGACAAGGAACACUGCGCCAACUACCGGCCAGUAUCCCUAUUGAACUGCUUUUUGCUAAGAUCUUGGCAUUCAGGCUGACACCCUACCUGCCAUUCCUUGUGAAACCAGACUAAGUGGGGUUCAUACCGCACAGGGAGGCGAGGGACAACAACGCUAGGACCCUGUCCCUGAUCCACCAUGCUCAGCAGACAAACACAGGCCUUCUCUUGCUUUCAACUGAUGCAGAGAAGGCCUUUGACAGAGUAAGCUGGAAUUUCCUGUUCAGCGCGCUCCUAGCUCUGGGGGUGGGACCGAAUAUGUAUAAGUGGAUUACAGAACUGUAUGCCGACCCAUCGGCCUGCAUUAACAGAACUUACACAGAAGCAUUCCACAUCCAUAAGUGGAGCAGACAAGGCUGUCCACUUUCGCCUCUGCUGUUCGUUUUGGCCCUGGCCUCUUGCAGGCAAUCAGGAGAACCCCAUAUCAGAGGACUCGUGACAGGAGACUCAACAUUUUCUUCGUCUCCCUGCCUGAUACAAUCCUCCCCAACAUGUUGCGGAAAUUUGAAAUCUACGGAAGGAUCUCUAACUUUAAGAUUAACCUCACAAAAUCAAAUCUGCUCAACAUCAACUUAAAGGCAGAGAGGGCCGACGUACUGCGCUAAAGCUUCCACUUCCACUGGUCUGAUGGGGUGAUUAAGUACCUGGGGACGUGGAUACCCAGAGUUCUCGCCCAACUCUAUAGCCUCAACUUCACUCUGAUGCUAAACAAUUUCAAAAAAAACCUUGAAGCAUGGAAACUGCCUCACUUGUCCUGGCACGGCUGCUUAGCAGUGAGAAAAAUGAAUCUCCUUCAUUGCAUAUUGUACCUGUUCCAGACACUCCAUACAGAUCCCGACAGUGUACUUUACGUCUUUGAGGUCCCCCCCACCGCCCCCCUCCUUAUAUGGGAAAAUGGGAAACCAUUAACGGGAGACACUUUCACAGAACAAUGGGUAAAAAUAUGCAACCUUACACACCACUGUGCACUGGCAAGUAAAACCCAGGAGAUGGCAUACAACGUUUUGACCCUAUGGUAUAAAACACAGCAAAUCUUGCACAAAAUGAGCGACAGGUGCUGGCGAUGCCACACCAGAUUGGGCACAUUUCUACACAUAUGGUGGGAAUGCCCGAAAGUAGUCCCAUACUGGAGAACGAUCAGCAGGGUGUUACAAAAGUUAUCCGACAACCCACCCCACUUUAGACCUACAGUUCCUCUUACAUCACACUACGACCCCAACAGCCAAAUAUAAGAAAUCCCUGAUCAUACGGGUACUGAACACAGUGAAACAUAUUUUACCUCUCUACUGGAAGACUCACAUCCUCUCCACUAAUGACCUGGUUUGAGAGAAUGGAGCAGCUACGUGGAUUCGAAGACUUGACAAUCACGGCACAGGGACGCUCACAAAUGUACUUAGACAUCUGGACACAUUGGCUAGUAGAAGUCUAUUGCACAGAUUUUCAAAACAUGCUGACAUAUUGCCGACUUCUGUUAAGUUGUCUUGCUCUGCAUUAUACGCAGGUUGCCACUUCAAUGACAUUUAUGAUGUGUGGAAUUGUUUGUUUCCUGCAUAUAGAAGCCCUGCGUGGCUGGUAAUUUGGACGCUCAUUUACAUGCAAUGGACCUACCUCUUUCUUGUAAGUUAAAACGUGAUGCCACACUGAAUGACAAACAAUAAUAUAAAUGCUACAAACACAAAAACAAAACACAAACAAACUAACAACCUCACAAUAUUAGCAUACGCAAACUGAUUGCGACACACCAUAACGAAAACAAACAAGACAACAAAUUCCUAAAUUUACACUCAGAGACAAUAAACAGCUCACAGGGCCGCUUGAUAAUCUCUGUUAAUAUGGUUAUAAGAUCUACGUUACGGGACCUGCAAGUCUCUUCCUUUCCAAUAUGUUACCAGACCAGCGUGUCUGCAUCUUUUGCAUUUCAAGUUAAGUAUCUUAUGUGCGAGUCCUGCGAGUCUCGAUCUCUCGCCACAAUAUAUGAUUAUACAGUAAACCAAUAAAAAUUGUAUUUACAAAAAAAGAAAAUGUGGAGUUCCAAGAAAAGAGGGACAAUGGGAUGAUAAUGACUGUUCCUCCUAAUUCUGAAGACAUGGGUGGUUAGUGGUAUGCUUUUCUGUACGCCUUAUGCAUUGAAACUGCUAAUCUGCUUGUGAUUUCUUAGUAAAGUUGAAAUUAAUGUGUUCACUAUAACAGCUUAGUUUGUGGUGGAAGCAAGCAGUGGCAUUUCUCGUGCUUGAGACAUUUCCUUCUGCUUUCUAGCUAAAACUAUAAUGCUGGGUAACGAAUAUUUUAGAGACCUGAAAGUGAAACAAAUCUCGUUUAAUCAUUUUCUCAAACUUUUGGGUUCCUGUCCCAGGAUGGUGCCUUCAGAGUGCAUCAUGUGCUCACAUUGUGCUGAAUAGUCUUGAACUAGGACCAUGCAUAGAACACCAGCAAAGCUCUAUGCAUGGUCAUCUCUUAGAGCCCUUCGUUUGAUGUUCCUGCUACUUUGUCUAGGCAGAACAACCAUUCUGGGCAUUGUCAAUAACCAAGUAAUUUCACCCAGUGAUUCGCCCACCUCCGUCUCAAUAUAAUACCUCCACUGUAAGGUUAUACACUUUGUUAAUUUGAUACAUUACGGUGAACUGUGUAUUAAGGGACAAUGUCUUGUAUGUGGCUAAUGCUCCUGGGGCUGAUGGCCAGAAAAGCAGAUAGAUUUUUCAUACGGCAGCCACGGGAUAUGAGCAGCAUAGGGCAUAUGAUGUCAUACCCGGCGGUGGCGCUACAGUGCGCAGCGUAGCGGCGGCAUUCCUUCCCUCUUGCAUGCAGUGUGCAGAACGCCACCCAUCACUGUACUGCAAGGCAGAGCCCAGACAAGACUGUCCUGUCUGCAUCUUGAAGUACAGGUAGGGGUAAAGGGGCCUGGAGGACCUAUUGUGCUUUGGAUUUGGGAGGUGCAUUAGGUGGGGAGGGUGUCAGCCGUGGGUUAGAUAGGGUCAGCAGUGUAUUAGAUUGGGGGAAGAGGGUCAGCAGUGUAUUAGAUGGGGGUGGAAGGGGGGUCAGCAGUGUAUUAGAUGUUGUGUUCUUCUUUUAAAACAAAAGAUAAUUAGUUCGGACAACUGUAUGAGUUGUUUUUUUCUAAACUUUUCUCAACCUCAGUAUUCAUGUUUAAUUGCCGUGUUGGCACUUUGAGGGAAAAAAAGUUGGUUUGUAUUGCGCUUUGGGCGCUUGGGCUCAAAAAUGUUCGCCAUCACUGGUGUAGGGGCUAAUUGUUGGUGCUGUGGACCCGUAAAGAGGUAAUGCUUUAUGUUUGUGUCAACAGAAAUGUUUUAGACUCUCUUUGACACAGCCUGGCUUUGGUUUGUGUGAAUUCCUGAUAUACCAAAAUAUAAAUAUGUAUAUAUAUUUUACAACCAGAGAAAGAGCCUUUCUAGAAUUAGCCAAUUAAGUAUACAAUUGCGUUUACAUGUAUAUUGUAAGGGUUUGUCACGUUUUAAAGUGGCUUGGUUAAAUAUUCUUUUUGCCCUCUUUAUUUACAGGCCAGCCUGUACAUCUGUUUCGGUACACCACAACCGACUUUAGUUAAUCAUAAGGUCUAACAUCAAUAUGGCUUAUUUCCAUGACCACAAAUAUAAAUAUAUAAUAUAAUUAUUAAACCCUUAAGGACCAAGUCUCUUGAGACGUGAUAAAUUUGUCUUUAUGACACUUUUGCCAUGCUCUCAUUCUAUUGCAAUUUCACCCUUUCUGUUUAAGUGCACCCAUACAUAUGGUAUGUCAGUUUUUUUUAAAGUGAUAUUUGGCUUUCUUUUGAUACCCUAUAUGUAUACAUAACACAAUACUAAAUAUGAGUAAAAUAAUUAAAACAGGUUUUAUUUUCUCCGUUUUAAAUGUAAUCAUUUUUACACAAGUGCUAAAGAAAACAAACUCCAAAUAGAAUUACUAAUUUGUUCUGAUUGUGAAAAUUGCCAAUAUGCCCAGGAUUCCAAUUAAUGUUUUAGUAGUUCCAGAACAAUUAUUACAAGAAGUGAAUUACAGUUUUAAAGCUAAAACAUGCUAAAUUUGGCAUGAUGAGAUUAUAUAUUUUUAUAGUAGUCACAUAAUUCAAACCACUUCUCAAAAGUACAUUGUUGUAGAAAGGCUCUUUAUUUAACUAAGCACAUUUUGACACUUUAUUUAACCAUUUUAUCAGGAACCUCAGUUCCUUAUUCCUCAAAUUAUUAUAUUUUUGUGUGUGUUUUUUUUCGCACGUGCAUUGUUUCGGGGAACAGCACAUAGCUCCCCUGUCAGUCUGGGGCCACUAAUCAUGAACCCAGCUGAAUGAAGUGGACCCUGUCCAAUGAUACCCGAGGCUCCUUGGUAACCACAGUGAUUUAACGCUGCUGGUACUUUUAAUGCAUAAAGGUCAACCGGCAUUAUAGCUCUGCACUGCACGUCAUCAUACAUGUCAGGCGGUCCUUAAGUGGCUAAGAAAUGUUGGCUCCAGUGCUUGACUCAAAUACCCUUUUUGUUUAGGUCAUUAACUACCCUUAGCUACUCAAGACAUUGUUGCAACUUGUUGGAUUUUGAAGGCUAAGCUUCACACAAAGGAAUGCUUGAGUCUUCAAAAAGUGACAAAUUAUUAAAGCAGCUCUGUCACGUCAGGUGUAUUUGCGUAGUUUACAAAGAACCCUGACAGCGACUGCUCCACUUUGUGCCCAGCGGCUGUGUGGGUACAAGGGAACGUGAUUUUUAGUUACCUGAAACUAUCUAUUGCAGUGUUAUUUUCUUGCCAGUCCUCUUCAGCUCUUGGCAUUUUAUCUGCCAGGUACCUAUGUCCAUGUUGUACUCUUGCAUGUGUGAGAGUACAACACAGUUCUCUGGAAGAUCCCAUGGGAUCCUCCCUAGACAGAGCAAAGGUAGCUCUGUGCUUUGUCAAGUUUUGUUAAGUCCCUACUUUAUCUUAGAACAUAGCAGCCCUUUACUUUCUUAGGAUAUCUUCUCACUGCGUUGGAAUUUUACGGCUUUAAAAUUCCAACACAUUUAUUGUGAGUAUAAUGGGGGUCUGAGCCGCUGUAAUAAUAAAAAAUGAUUUGUGGGUUCUAAAUGCAAAUAUUCCACUGUUUGUUUUUGUGGGUUAUUUUUUUUUUUUUUUUAAGCCAAAUUGGUUAAUCCAAAUUGCUCAAAUGUCAGAAUUAUUGUUUUACAGAGUGUUAUUACUGUUUCUCUUUCAUUGUGUUGAUCGCUUCUUGUAUCUUUAUUUGUAGGAAACCCAGGAUAAACUCCCAGUUAGUUGCCCAGCAAGUUGCUCAACAGUAUGCUACUCCACCACCACCAAAAAAGGAGAAGAAAGAAAAAAUAGAAAAGCCAGAAAAAGAGAAAACAGACAGAGAGAAAUGUGAUAAAGAAAAACCAGAAAAGGACAAACUGGAUAGAGAGAAAAUGGACAGAGAAAAAUUGGAUAAAGAAAAGUUGGAUAGAGAGAAGUUUGAUCGUGAAAAAUUUGAUCGAGAGAAACUUGAUCGGGAGAAGUUGGACAGGGAAAAAUUGGAUCGAGACAAGCUAGACCGGGAGAAACUGGAUAGAGAGAGAGUUGAUCGUGAGAAACUAGAUAGAGAAAGAGUGGACCGUGAAAGACUUGACAGAGAGAGAGUUGACCGGGAGAAAUUGGACAGAGAGAGAGUUGACCGGGAGAAAUUGGACAGAGACCGAGUUGACCGGGAGAAAUUGGACAGAGACCGAGUUGACCGGGAGAAAUUGGAGAGAGAAAGAGGUGACCGGGAGAAGCUGGAGAGGGAUAAACCAGAGAAAGAGAAAAUAGAAAAGGAGAAACCUGAAAAAGAACAGAAAACCGACAAAGAACGACAUGAAAAACAUGAAAAAACAGUGAGAGAAAUCACUGCAAGUGUUGUAAAAAAGACUGCUAAUAAAAAGACCAGGUAUGCCCCCAUAAGGUUCUGGGUAAUAUUAUUUUAGGGUAAAAAUUUAUUUUUAUUUCCGCCAAUUGAAAAGCUGUGUGUAUGCACAGGAUAAACCGUAAAAAUAAUGUAGCUUGAGGACCAUUUUAGGAUCAAGCUACUACAAAGAUUGCCCACUUAGAAACCCGAUCAGAAAAUGGUCUUUAGAAGGUUUAUUGACUGUCUGCCAGCUGUCCACCUCUGACUUUAUAAAUACAACUAUAUAGCACUAAUAAAACAUGUAAUUUUUUUUUUUCUUUUCUUUUCUUAGACGGUCUUUUAUUAGGCUUACCUGAAUUUUUAGUUUGGCGUUGUUUUCCCCUGACACCUUUUUGUUUGUGUAUGUAUUUAUCUUGUAAACCAUAUAGAAUUUUAGAACAAUUUUUUUUUUUUUGGCGCUCUCCAAUUUCAGUUGCACAACCACCUACUUCUUUGUUUUUGCAUCUUGACAUAGUCUCUUCUCCUGCCUUGCUUUGUCUGUGUCAUCGCUACAUCAGAAUUGGCAAAAUUCGUCUGUUGCAAAUACAGUUGCAUUGCAAUUGUGUAUUUACUUCAAGGCUAUACUACAGAAUGAGCCAAAAUUCACAGUAGGAUUUGACAGGUAAAUAACUUUUUUCUUAGUAAGCUAUUUAUUUAUUUUUUGCAGUUAUGUACUAUAACAGAGUAUUGGGAGAUUCACUAUGGGUAAUUUCAUUAAGGAACAAUGAGUAAAAAUAGUGGGAUUCUAUUUUCAAAAUGGCUAAUUUCAUUAAUUUCCCAGAUUAAUUGGCCACCAUGUGGCAUUCACCUGUCCUUUCAUCUCCCUUUUACUUCCUGUGGGAAUAUAAAGGAGUGGGUGUACGUGAACAACCCACGUACGCUUAAGCAGCUCAAGGAGAAUAUCCAUGCAGAAAUUUGAGCCUCAAACAUUAAUGUUAUGAACAAUGCAAUCGAACAGGCCCUGACUUUGCGAAGCAGCAAAUGGAGCUCCUUUAAAAGAUGUCAUCUUUCACAGUUUAUUAAAACAAAUCGCUGUAUGUUACACAUUAAGUGUAUGUAAUAUCAUUGAAAUGGGUUCAUUAAUAGAAAAGUUAUUCACUUCUCAAACCCAGCUCUGAAUUUUGGCCCACCGCACGACACUUACUGUAAAGUAGUAUUUUCUCAUAUUAUCCCUCUAUCUUCCCCUCUCAGAUAUCAAUUCAUGCUGUCGUGUGAGAAGUUUAAUCUAUCAAUGAGGUAGACCUUUAUAGUGGAGUAAACACUGGGGUAGGGAUGAUAUAGGAUAUGAUGGAGUGGUGGUAUAGGACACUGGAGAUCUAGCCACCCUCAGUAUCCAGUAUUACUACUAAAGCAAUAACGAGUAAGGAGAAAGAUGGUUUUGUUACUCAGUGAUGCAACCAUCUAACCAUUAUGUGGAUAUUACGAAAGUUAGAUCAUGUAGAACAAGCAUGUCAAACUCGCGGCCCACAAUGGACAUCUUUGCGGGAUGGCAAGCCCCGAGUACAUGCUUGGUGUUAAAGCAGAGUAGGCACCUGCAAUGUGGAGAAAGCAGGUGUCUACUCUGCUAUAACAUCAAGCAUGUACUUGUGGCUUGCCGGGCAGCAAAAAUGUCUACUCUGCUAAAAUUUACCCGGCCGAGGAGGAAGCAGGACGCUGGCGGCAGCGAGGAAGCUCAUUCUUCCUGCUCCUCACUGCCCCCUCGCAUGCGCCGUCUGUAGUGAUCCGGCAUCACUAAACUGCGCGCCAGGGAGCAGUGAGGUGCAGGGAGGAGAUCUCCAGAUAGAAGAUCCCCAAUGGACCCCAGGGAAUUGUGUGUGUAAGAAUGUGUAAAUGUGUCUGUGUGCGCGCUCCUGUCUGUGAGUGUGUGUUGGUCAGUGUUGCGAUGGCCGUGGCUGGUCAGCGCAGUACCUGGAGUGCCACGGAGGCACUCAAUGCUACAUCAUAUUCCGACGUGACGUCAAAGUGCUCCACCUUUACAGUGUUCCAAGAAGUAGCGUGAGGAUCCGCUUUGGCAUAGAGUGCGGCUGGUGCCAUUUGGGGUAUACCAGAGGCCGAAGUUGCAUACUGGCAGUGGAAAUGUGAGUGGAGCCUGCUUGUUGGCUAGAGGGGGCUGCUGGGAUUUAGUAUAGGUGGUGGACUGGGAUUUAGUAGAUGGGGAUGCUGGGGGUUUUUAUACUGUACUUUUCAAAAUAAAACUACGUUCUAUGAAAAUGUAAGUUUUUUUUUUUUUUUUUUGUGGCUCACAUAAACUUUAAACCUUGUUUAUUUGGCCUGUGCUAGACUUUGAGUUUGACAUGCUUGAUGUAGAGUUAUUCCUUGUUGGUUCUUGGGAUUGAGUUUUUUUUUCACAUGAUGAUUUGCUUGAAACAUCCCCUGUGAAUGUAUGUUCUGAUGGAAAGUAUUGAAACAUUGAGACACUUAAUGUGUCAUUAAAUGGUAAAUUGUGCCUGAUUGAAUACUUGCACCAAGGAUUUUCUAUAGGAGAUUUGAAAAACAUAAAAUAUGCCUUGAGAACAGAUUGUAUGGAGUUUGAUAUUUGCAAUAGUCCCACGUAGCACUUAAACAAAAGGUCACAUGAAUUUGGAGCCCAGAAAAUAUGUUAUGCCUUUUACCAUUGACAAUUUUGGAGAGACAAAUUCCAUGAUUGAAGUUGAGAGGAAAAAGUUAUUUUUGGUUUUCUUUUUCUUUCUUUUUGUUAAAUUAAAUUUUUGUGGCUAAUGGUUUAUUCAUACAUCAUCACAAUCUGGUCUUAAAAGACCUUUUGCCGGUUUGCAGUGUUCUGUUUAUUUAGCCUUUGUGGCUUCUAGUCUGUGAAGCCUUGCCACAAUUAAAUAAGUGGCACAUUCCAGGCUGAGUUAUUAUAAUGCAGUUAUCCAUUGGUCCUUUGGGUGUUAAAGUGUUUAAUGUUCAGUGCUGCUGAAAUUGCUUUCCUUGCAUUGCAAACUCACUUGGCAGAUUGAAAGACUCCACAUGUCGGCUUAUCAUGUUUCAGUUCGGCAUCUCCUGCAAUUUGCACCAAAUUUUCAUUCAGGAAAAUGCAUACUUGGUUUUGUUUAAUAGAGAAGACCUUGAAUUUCUAUUGUUCUGCAAGUUAUUUAUUUAGGAAACUUGUUGCACUGGUUAUAUCACCCUUUAUAACCCUGUACUUCUUAUUCUAGGCCAUUUUUAUGCUUACGUUAAAGGACCACUAUAGGCACCCAGACCACUUCAGCUUAAUGAAGUGGUCUGGGUGCCUGGUCCAGCUAGGGUUAACCCUUUUUUUUAUUUUUUAUAAACAUAGCAGUUUCAGAGAAACUGCUAUGUUUAUAAUAGGGUUAAUCCAGCCUCUAGUGGCUGUCUCAUUGACAGCCGCUGGAGGCGCUUGCGUGCUUCUCACUGUGAAAAUCAGAGAGAAGACGCCAGCGUCCAUAGGAAAGCAUUGUAAAUGCUUUCCCAUGAACUGGCUGAAUGCGAGCGCGACUCCUGACGUGCAUGCGCAUUCAGCCAAUGACGUCGCUAUGAAGGAGGAGAGCUCCCCGCCCGGCGCUGGAGAAAGGUAAGAUUUUAACCCCUUCCUCUCCCUAGAGCCUGGCGGGAGUGGGACCCUGAGGGUGGGGGCACCCUCAGGGCACUAUAGUGCCAGGAAAACGAGUAUGUUUUCCUGGCACUAUAGUGGUCCUUUAACGCUUGUGUUAAAAAAAGAAAAAAAGUCUGCCAAGUGGCAAACAGUAAUUUCCUAAAGAAACUACCAAAAGUGACACAUUUACUUUGGUUAGUAGUCAAAAUAUAUGCAUAAACCUGAAUAAGUGUUUGAAAUACCCCAGAGAAUAUUAGCUUGACAAUAAAAAUACUCAGUGUGCUUUAUUGGGCUCUCAAAUUAAAAAAAAUAUAACCAUAUUGUACCCCUGGAUAAAACCAUAUUGUAAGUGAUGCUUAUUUUUGGCCUUCUAGCUACAUCUAAACUACAUGUCCUGGAAUCAUGGUACUUGUAGACCAACAAGAGCUGGGGAACCAAUGUUUGCCUAACAAGUUCUAUACCAAUAGGACCCCAAUGUAAUUUCUCUACUUGCUCAUUUAAGGAUAUUUAGUUGUUCAAUCAUGUAGUCGAGACUUGUCCAACUUCAGCCUAAAAUUGGUCUUGCUUGUCUCUGUGUUUCUAUAAAGGGGGCACUACUAAUAAAAACAGAAAAAAGUAGUCGCUAAUUAAAGGACCUCUAAAGUCACCCAGACUAAUUCGUCUCCGUGCUCUGUAGCAUUAAUUUUCAAUGUAAAUCAUUGUAGUUUUUAUAUAAACUGCCAUCUUUCCAUGGCAGGAUUAACAUACCUCUAGUGGUUUACGAAUGAAGUGAAGAGCUCAUAGAGCAGCAUUUGAUUAACACAGCGCAGAACAUGCGCACACAAGCCUUGCAAUGUUUCAGUGCGGGGAAACAUUUGAUAAUCAGUCUUGAUGAUCUCAGCCAGGGAGGUAGAAUGGCAGGAUGGAGACCGGCGAGGCAAUAACUGAAAGGUAAGUAAAUCUCGCCUUUCAAACAAUAGUUGGGGAACCUUAAUAGUUAUAUUGAAACUACCUCUAGGAAUACAGCUGCUAUGGUCUUCCUUUUAAAGGGAUUCUCAAAGCACCUAAAUCAUGUUACCUGCACCAUUUUUGCCCUUCCCACCGAUGUCCCGCUGUAGGACGCCAGAGUUUGGAGGUAUAUAUUUGUCAAAGAGCACUUCUUUGGUGACUGUUGGCCUGAUGAUGCCAAGAGCUGAUGUACUUAUUUUGUAUCAUUCAAGUUACCUGCCAGCCUCUUAUGUCCCACCUCUUCGCUCACAACGUAUUUCAUGUUUGUUUCCAGUAAUGCUCAUCUAAGAUUUACCAUAUUUUCAAGUCAUCCAGUCAUCUUCCUGAGAUCACAAAUUUCUUUAUUUUGUAUGUUUGUUCCCUGUAAAGGGAUAAUUUUACAUGCCUAGUGUUCAGCACUUUCAAAUUAUUAAAGGUAUCUUUGAAAGUGAUGACGAAUGACUUGUCUGACAUAUCAAGGUGGAUGUUAGUGUAAAGCCGUGAAAGAGCUGUAUAUAAAUUGAUGCGUGCUGUCUGGCAUUCAGCAAGAUAACGCAAAUUCGAAUCUGCUGUCCUAUAUAUCUAGGACACCUAAGAACAGCGUGAAAGAUACAGGCAGGGAUACCCUUAGUUCUGUGAUGAACAGUAAAUUGACCAUUGCUGGUUUGCAAGCUUGAUGCGCUUGGACUUGGAGUUGAAGUUACUGCGCACAUUCCACAUACUCUGUAUGUCCAAUACCAAGUUUUGUGCUCCUUUUACUAAUCCAAUAGUUGGCUUGUAAUUUGCUUUUUUGGUUCAUAUCAGAAACUUCAGAAUGAUGUCUGAGAGUUCUGUAGUUAUACCAGGUAUAGCAUAUAGUAGAAGGUGAACAGAUUUAAAAUGUUGCAGUGUUUUGUUUUUCAAUUUUAUUUUUAAAGAUAACUACAACAGCUUUUUGUUCUAAUCUCCCUUCAGACCAAAGUCAGACAUCCUAAGAGAUGCACCCAUUGAAGCCCACAGUAUUCAAUCUGGAAAUACAAUGGCUAAGAUCAGCAAGUUUAAUCACACUUCAAGGUAAGGAUCUGCAUGGACCAGAAAGCUUGGUGUUUUGUUAUGUAUGUAUGUAUGUAUGUUUUUUUUUUUGUGUGUUUUUUUUUUAAUUAUUAUUAUCUGUUCGUUUUUCUUGAGCCCUGUACAGGUGAUAAAUUAGUUAUAUCUAUCCCUCUCUCUCUCUCUCUUUCUCUCUCUCUCUCUUUCUCUCUUUCUCUCUCUCUCUCUCUCUCUCUUUCUCUCUUUCUCUCUUUCUCUCUUUCUCUCUCUCUCUCUUUCUCUCUUUUUUUCACUCAACUUUGUGACAAAGGCCUUUUUUGGCACUUUUGAUAUACCACAAUUUACUUUUUUCUCUUUACGUUAACAAUACAUAUCAUAUAUCCUUUUUCAAAGGAGAAAUAGGACUUAAUUUUGAUACACUAAAUGUACACAUCAUGCAAUAUUAAAUUAGAAAUAAAAUAUUACAAAAACAUUUAAUUUCAACACACAAAAUGCAAGUAAAGAAAACAAACUUAAAAUAGAUUUACUAAUUAGUCCUAGUUGUUAAAAUUAAUCAUGGUUUUAAAGCUAAAUUUGGCUCACAUUAUGACUUUAAUUGUAGCUACAGAAUCCUAAAGCAUGUUUCAAUUUACCAUUUUAUCACAAACCUAUGUCAAAAUAAUUUUUGUGAUUUUUUUUUUUUUUUUAACCUCCCCCCUGCCAGUUGUAUUGUGGGGGAAUUCAGAGAACAUGUGUCAGACUACUUCAGACCGCAUAUUUGUAUUCAGUUACUGUUCACGGGUACAAAUAUACCAUACUUGUAUAUCUUUUGCCACUAAUCCGACCCCCGAUAUUAUCCAUAAUUUAACCCUUAAUUAUAGUCCCUGAUUCGAACCUUAAUCUAACCCAUAAACCCAAUUAUAAUCCUACUUCUAGUCCCAGUCCUAAUUCCACCCUCAUUCCAUCUCUCAGGGGAUUCCCUCUGCGGAUAUCCAUACUGACAUAAGCCAAGGGAUUUCCUUCUUCAUACAGUACAGAUGUCUCCGUGAGCCCUCUGUACAAUGUGAUAGCAGCAUGAGAGGGCUCAAGAGAUCGAUGCUAGGGAGAUGGCACAGCCCAGCACCAUUCCUGCUGCAGUGGGGUAAUCAAGGAAACCUCCCAGAAAUCUGUUCAGACCCCGGGGACUCUGUUAAACUUGGGGGAUGACAUCCUUGAAUUUACGGUGGUAGCUCUACAGUUGAUUUAAAGGGCUACGAGCAGCACUCGCUUUGAGCACUGCUCAUAGCUCAUCUGUCAACUAGUAUCAAAAGAUUUCAGGGUUCUAUUGUAGCAGCAUGCUGUCAUGCUGUUACUUCUACUGCAUGAUGGUCUAUGUCGUCAAUGGACUUUAAAGCCCUGUACUGAAUGACCACAUAGGCCAUCAUGUGGUCAUUAAAUGGUUAAGACUUUUUGUAUACAAUUACUAAACAAACAUACGUAACUGGUAAAAUAUUACAAAACAAUUUAGUUUUUUCUGUAAGUCAACAAUUUCUGCGAGGAUCAGGAUCAGUUCAUCUUGAGAGUGAGCCCCUACACAUUAAUUAGGGGCUUGUAUGGCAUAUGCAUGAACUCAAUACAAAAACUUGUAUUGCUAAGGGUGGCAUAACUUGCUUACCUAAGGAACAGAUUGUACUGAUAUUUACACCGGGAAACUCCUAGCAACAUAGCCUAUGCAACAAGCAUACAGAUUCGUCCCUAUAACCUAUCUUAUACAAAGGAAAUGGCUUAAAAUGUAUAUUUCAGUCUCCUUAUUUUAAAUACCUCAGUUUGUUCCACUAGUGACAUUAGUGGAAUUUGAACAUAAUCAGAAAAUUGCAUUUUACUCUUGAUAACAAAUGUCACUUGAGUUCAACAAUUAUAUUUGAGUUUAUUUAUUUGUUUUUUUGCAGGCCCAGACUGAAAAAUGUAGACCGGAGCACUGCACAGCAGCUUGCAGUCACGGUGGGAAAUGUUACAGUAAUAAUCACAGACUUUAAAGAAAAGACUCGUUCCUCCUCUACGUCUUCAUCUACCGUGACGUCAAGUGCCGGCUCAGAACAACAGCAUCAGAGCAGCUCUGGCUCAGAAAGCACAGACAAGGGGUCUUCCCGUUCCUCGACCCCCAAGGGCGAUAUGUCUGUUGUGAAUGACGAGUCUUUCUGAAGAAAAAACAAAUAUUGCACACAAAUUUGGUGGAAACUCUGAAACCGGGUUAGGAAUUCCCAGACACCCACUUGCCUGUGUUUGUUUGUUUUCCUGCGGCUUUUCUUUCAUUUGGUUUUUGUUGUUUUUUUGUUUUUGUUUUUUUUCUUCCUGUUUUUCAAGACGUGAACAUUUAUCUUGGACAUAUAAAAACAAAAUCCUCCUCCUAAAGCUGCCUGGACAGUUUGUACUUGACAUGGGCAUCUGGCUACCAAGGAAUUUCUUACCCUCAGCAAUGACCCUUGACACUUGCGUAUUCCAUUUUUUUUAUGAUUUUCCUAACAAUCAUUUAUAAUUGGAUGUGCGUCUAAAUCUACUUUUUUAUACAAAUCUGCUGUGCACAGUUUUCCAUGUACAUUAUGCUUUUUUUUUCUUUUAUCUUAAUUUUAUUUAUUGCAUUUGCAGACACUUAUCAACUUCUUGCGUCUCCUUCCUCCCCUUUUCCCCUUCUUCCUCUCUUCUUCCUGUUAUACAGCAUACUAUCAAUUUUUAUACAUCAGUAUAUAGAAAUAUAUAUAUAUAUAUAUAUAUAUAAAUAUAUAUAAAUACAUAUAAAUAAAUGGUUAUUUGAAAACCAAUACAUAGAAAAACACUGGUGCUUGAUACACUGUGAAGCGAAUACCUAGAACACAGAUCAAAGAUUGGCACUUAACCCAUCUGUCCUACAGAAUGCUGCUAAAUGGCCAGUCCAGCAGUGAAGGGGUUAAGGAAGAUUGCAGCAAAACUGUGAAACCUCUGAGAGGAUGUCAUCUGUUUCAGCUCCUUUUUUUGUGUUUUGUUUUGUUUGGUUUUUUUUUCCUCCCUGUGUUGAAUUUUUUUUUUUUUUUUUCUUACGAAAAACCAAAACAAAAAAACAAUUAACAAAAUUAAAGAUCUGGUGCAAAUUACAACAAAAAGGUGAAUUCUCAAGACUGGCGAAACCACCGUCAGAAAGCCGCUUUUAAAUACAAAGGUGACUCUGGCAUACAAACAUGGCCAAAUCACGAUCGUCGUCUUUUACCGUACACAUUUGGUUAUAUUGCAUGUUUGGCCUUAGUACUGCAAAGUUUAUUGUUCUUGAGCCAUUUUAAAACAGAAGUUAAGAUAAAACACCACUGCUUCAAAAACAAAUCGCUUUGAUACGUAUACGUUUAAAAUUGUUUUUCACAUUUAAUGUUUAAGGUCUUGCAAAGGAAAAUAUAUCAGGAUAUGCCUGAUUGGUUACAUACAAAGUUCACUCUUGUUUCCGUGUUGGGGGUGUGACAAUUUUUUAUUUUUUUAUUUUUAUUUCAGCUGAAUAAUGUAGGGUAAUAUUUCUCUGUAAGUUUGGGUAAAUACAAUACAAAAAAUAUAUAUAUAUAUUUUUUUGUGAGUAAUCACUGGUAUUGGAAUUUUGUCAUUAAAUGCUAAGGUGGAUUUUGUUUUUAGCAAAAUGAAAUUGUUUAGCAAAAUGUAGCUAUGGUUUGAGUUUACUCUUGAACAAACAAUUGUGAAGUAGGAGCUAUUUUUAAGUUGACUAAUUUGUCUCCUUUUUGGAGGAAUCUUAAGUUGAUGGACAGCUGAGGAUAGCCAAAAGUAAGGGCAGGUGUUGAGUUGUGUUAAAAGGUGAGUUAUGUUAUGACUGAGCCUUUCUAAGCCUUCAGAAAGAAAACUGUAAGACAAAUGAGUCUCUUCUUUAGCUUAGCAAUAAUUUUACUGGAUACAUUUUGGGAAAAGAAAACAAAACAUACAGCCAGAUUUUGAUUUUGAAAUAUUUAUGGUAACAAAAUAAAUUUGCUUUAGUCACUUAUGUCUGCCCUGUGAUGCUCAAUGUGUGUUGGAUAAUUGUGCUUAUCCCAAAAAGUUAGAUGUCACUAGCCUAAGGGAUGCACUUGCUUGCAGAUUUAAAAAAAAAAAAAAAAAAUGGAGUGGAAAUUUGUUUUGAAAGUUUUCAAAAAAAUGUUUCUAUUGCUUAUGAAAUGUAUUGUCUAAUAUUUUGAAACAAUGUACAGAUGUGACUAGCCAUAGGUGUAAUUUUGCAAUUAUUACUGUGUCCUUUUAUGUGCAGAUGAACUGUGGCUGUCCCUUUUUAAAGGGAUGCUGUAGUUACCAGAACCACUACAUUGAUGCAAUGUAUCUCUAUGCGUGAUGCUGACUGGUGUAGCGCAGCAUUUUGCUGUUCAUGCACAAUAGCCUCGAAAACAUUGGAUUGGCUCAGAUCAUCAAGAUUGAUCGCAGUCAUAGAGGCAGAGCCAGCCAUGGCGAGACUGGCGCGGUGUGGGAAAAAAGGUGAGCAAAAAACACCUUUUGCCAUGAGCUUUAAGGGCGUCCGGGGACCUAAAUAAUACAUGUUUGUACUCCUUAUACUGUAGUUUUCCUUUAAGGAUAAAAACACCAUGGGCUUUCUAACUGCAUCUAAAUAGCCACUUGGGUAGAUAUCCCAAAAAUCGACAUUUAGCAAAAUCUACUAAAUGAAGACAAGAGAAAUAAAGAAAACAAAUGGGUCCAUAGUUACUAUUCAGUAAAUAAAACUCUUAAAGGAAUAUGUCAUUUCUCAAAGGUUUUAAUAUUUAUGCUUAUCUAUCCCUAUAUUUAACAAAUAUUUAUAAGAUGUGAAAAAUGUAAUGUAUAAAUCCACACAUCUUUAUCCUGCAAAUGGGUGCCUCCAUUUUAACUCUUUGCACCUGACCGUCAGCAUGGAAAAAGCAUAUAAAGAAGAUGCAUUGGCUUUGCCUUGUUUGAACUAGGUAUUAGUGAUGUCGCGAACUUUUCGCGAACGGUUCGCCGCGGACUCCAGUCAGCAGACACAUCCCGGCCAAUCUGCAGCUGACCCUCCCUCCCAGACCCUCCCACCUCCUGGACAGCAUCCAUUUUGAAGGCAGCUUCACAAUGGAUGCUGUCCAGGAGGUGGGAGGGUCAGCUGCAGAUUGGCCGGGAUGUGUCUGCUGACUGGAGUCCGGCGAACCGUUCGCGAAAAGUUCGCGACAUCACUACUAGGGAUGCACCGAAAUGAAAAUUCUGGGCUGAAACCAAUAAUUCACGAUACCCUUUGCCAGAAACCGAAACUUACUUUUUUCCCCAAAUGAUUUAAAAAAAAAAAAUGUUUUCCCUAUAAUUUUAUUAUUAGACUUUUUAAUGAAUUUAAUCUAAUAUGAAAAACUUCCAUUCUCUUUUAGUGGUCUCCCCUGCUUAAUGUUUCUCUCUCCCCCUCUAGUGUUCCCCUUUUUUUUUUGUGUUCUUUCCCACCUCCUCCCCAGUCCCAUAGUGUUCUUUUCUCCUCCCCAGUCCCAUUGUGUUCCCUUCCCAGACCCAUAGUGCUCUUUUCUCCCCUCCCCUGUCCCAGUGUUUUUUCCUCCAUCCCAUAGUACUCUCCUCCCCCCAGUCCCAUAGUGUUCUUUUCUCCCCUCCUCCCCAGUCCCAUAGUGUUCCCCCUCCCCCCUCCGGCCCAUAGUACUCUCCUCCCUCCAGUCCCAUGUGUUCUUUCUCCCCUCCUCCGGCCCAUAGUGCUCUUUUCCCC
Pelobates cultripes (western spadefoot toad) is the source of this 74097-nucleotide messenger RNA. Lineage: Eukaryota; Metazoa; Chordata; Amphibia; Anura; Pelobatidae. The record is from the annotation of a GenBank genome assembly.